CAAAGACCUGCAGCUACUUCCACUCCCCACGUUGUUUUUGUAACAUACUACACUUGAAAAUGCCUGAAUUGUUGAUGGAAAUAGAGGAGGUAAGGCACUGUCUUCAUAGAUCAAGGAGGACAGAUACAUUUGUAUUGUUUUACAAUUACAUCUUGUCUUUCCUACUGAGAUACAUAAUUUGAAAUGCAUCUACUCUCGGUACACUAUGUUCUUAUUAGUCUGGAUAAUUAUUUUUACAAAUGUACUGGGUCUUUGAAUUUAAUGCACCUGUCAGUAUGAUUUGUAAUACUGUACCAUAUAAACGUUUUUAAAUAAGAAAUACAAAUUAAUGAUAAAAAUACAGUACUAGUUUUUCUGUUAUUAUGCAAUGUAAAAAACAUUUUAUGAUCUGGCAAUUAGAAACAACACUGUUUAACCCCUUAAAGACCAAACUUCUGGAAUAAAAGGGAAUCAUGACAUGUCACACAUGUCAUGUGUCCUUAAGGGGUUAAACUGUCUCUGUUGUUACAGAAUUGAAAAAAAAAGAUUUUAAAUAGAAUUAUAAAUGUUUGUUUAGAAUUAAAGGGACACUAUACUCAUCAGAACAACAGUAGCUUAAUGUAGUUGUUCUGGUGAGUAUAGUAUGUCCCUCAGAAAAAAGGCAGUGUUUACAUUGCUCCUUAGGGACACCUUCAGUGGCAGUCACUCAGAUGGCCACUAGAGGUGCUUCCUCAUUGUGCAGCACUGAUGUUCAGCUUCUCCACGUUCUGCACCAAGAUGCUGAACCUUCCCCUAAGAGAUGCAUUGAUUCAAUGCAUCUCAAUGAGGAGAUGCUGACUAGGUAGCGCGUGUAUGGUUCAGCCCCAUAUCUCAGCCAACCCAAUGCAUUCCUAUGGGAAAGCAUUGGCUUGGCUGGGAUAAUCAGUUCUAUGAUGUGAGCCAAGGAGGUGGAUUGAGGACGGAGCCAACGCUGGUGGUCUCGCAUUGCGCUGACAUACAGAUAAGUAAGAUACCUUUUUGUAAGGGGGGGCGACUACCUAAAUAGUUAACACUAUUGGGUUAGGAAUACAUGUUUGUGUGUUUCUGACCCUAUAGUGUUCCUUUAAUAAAUUAUUUCCUUUGGUAAACCUAUUCAUUAAAUAUAUAUUUUGUAGAUCAAAUGGGCUCCAGUAGUUUAUUAAUUAUAUUAAAAUAAAUCUGUUUAUUAUAUCACUAAUAUAAAUUAUAUAUAAUUUGAAGCAUGAGAAACCAAAAGUAAUUAUAGAGAUCAAAUAUAUUCCAUACUUUGUGCUAUCCAAAACACCUGCAAAUGUAUUGAAUUAAACUAGUCUAUCUAUUUCUAUUUGUUGGGAAUUCAAAAUUAAAGAAUCACUGUCAUGCCGUACUUACCUUUUGCCAAUCACUUUCUCUUCAUCUUUCCUAUUUUGUCUCUUUUUUUCUCCCCAUCUAUUUCUUUUUUUAAAUUUGAGUUUAUUGGGUUUUUUUGACACAAAGGAGAGUAGGGAGUGGGUACAGAAGGAAAAAAAGGGUAGGGUAAGGGGUUCAGGGUUACAGUACAGAGAAUCUGAUACAUCACAAUGACAUUCACAUUUCAUGUUAAUCACCGUCUAACUAGGUGCGCAGUUAUUUGGGCGUAAAGUAGUUGCUGCUCAUCCCAAGUCAAAACUGGCACUACCUAUACCCCACUGUUCACCCUCCAAGUGUAUCUCGUCGAUGAGGCCAUGGAGCUAUCAGCUUCUUGCGUGCGCUGAGGGCGAUGCUCUAGUUAUUUCUAGCCUAUUUGUUAUGCGAUCUGCUUGUAUGUCGCAUACCUUAACCUUGUAGGGCGUUUGGGGGGGAUCAAGGAGGCUCAAGGUUUGGCCCUCUUGCUUUUAAGGUCUUACUGUCCCUCCACUGGACGGGGCUCCCUGCCUACGCUGUUAAUGCCUCCUAUGUAUCCCUGAGAAGUGUGGAAUUCUGUGAGGUAUUGCACAGGUGACCAGGUAAUGCUCUGCCUGAACCUUCCUAAACAAAAAGUGAAACCGAAAAAAAUAAGGUAGAAUAUAGUGUAACAAAAAACAGUUUAACAAUUUAACGUGAGGGAGACACAAUCUGAUUGCUAUCCAGCAUCUAGGUGGAGGCCGAGGGGGGGGGGGAUCUAAGGCGUUCCUUGCGCUAAAGUCCCUGUUUUUUUUUGUUUUUUUUAGAAAUAUAAUACCGUUAGUAACAGGUGUGUGUAUGAUCCGGGUCUCAGGCCGGAUGAUGGUUUUAUGGAGGCUGAAAUUGAUAGUGGCGACACCAAGGUUCCCAGGUUUUAGAUAUUUUAUGUUUUUGGUUAGGAGUUAUCGCAGAAGAGAUAUCAUACACAUAAUUUAGUCGGAUUUUGUCCAUGAGGUUCUUUUCAGACGGGCAAAUGGUUGAUUUCCAAUUGAGCGCUAUGAGAGCCCUAGCCGCCAGUAUCACCUGUGCGGCCAGUCCCCUCUCCUGCUUCGUCCAGCUGGGGGAAGGUCCAACCAAAGGCAGGACCCAAACUCCAGCGGGAGAAUAAUAUCUACGUUGCUAAGCAAUCUUGCGACCACCAACCACAAUGGCUGAAUAAGGUCACAUCCCCACCAUAUGUGGAGCAUCGUGCCUCUUUGGGCUCGGCACCUCCAACAUCGGUCAGAGGUGUUUGGAUAGAUUUUGCUGAGCCUGUCUGGUGUCAGAUACCAUCUGUACAUUAGCUUUCUGUGAGCUUCUAUGUGUGAGUAGCACGCAGUAUGACCAGUCAGUGCAUUAACCAGUGCUAGCCAUUUGUGGGGAAGGAGAGUUGUUCCGCUUUCUUUUUCCCAUUGGGACAUAAAAGACAGGGAUGGGGAGAGUGGGAAGUUCGAUAUUGCUUUGUAGCACUUUGAGAGCAAUUUAGGCCUAAGGGGACAUUUCCAACAUGACAUAAGCAGGUCGCAUUGCUGAUUUGGUUCUCCAGCCUUGCCCUCUAAGGUCCUAUCGACAUGCUCCAAUAAUGCACUUUUAAUUUGGAGGUAAGGGAAUAUGUAUCUAGGGGCUAGACUGUACUUCUGUUGGAGGUCGGCAAAAGGAGUGAUUCCCGUACCAGAGAGUAGCUGGGAGAUACUAGUGAUGCCCGCUUUCGCCCAUGUGGAUAGUGGGAGCCAUGGUAACACUGUGGACAUGGCGGUCAGUGGAGCCAGUCUAUGGAAUCUGGAAGUCUUAGUUUGAAGUGCCUUGUACUUAUCCCAUAUGUGUAUGGUCAGUUUCGUUGUUGAGAAGAGUGUACGGGCUUUCCCCCGUUUAGCUGGUGGGGACCACAUAUACUCUAGGAGGGUUUCCUUAGGCCAUUGUUUGCGUUCCAUGUCGACCCAAAGUAGUCGUCCCUUGUCUGCGUGAAGAUUUACUGCUUGGGAUAGUAUGGCCGCCAGGUGAUACAUGGCCACCUGGGGUACCCCCAUCCCUCCCAUCUGGAAUGGUCUAUACAAUGUGGAACUCGCUACUCUCGCACGUUUGUUUCCCCAUAUAAAGUUAUUAAUAAUGGACUGGGCUUUCUUGCAAAAGCUUUGUGGGAUAGGUACAGGUAGCAUACGAAAUAAGUACAGUAGUUUAGGUAGGGCCAUCAUUUUCACCGCGUUGAUUCUCCCUGCCCAUGAGAUCAUCACUUCUUUCCAUGAAUUCAGCUCUUUACGGAUUAUUUCUAAGAGAGGGACAUGGUUUAGUUUGUAUAUAGUAUGUAUCGAUUUGGCAACUCGCACUCCCAAAUAGGUUACCGACUCCGUCCUCCAAUCGAAAUCGAAGGUCUUUUUUAAUUCCUCAGCAUUCUGCAAGGGGAGAUUAAUAGGCAGGGCUUGAGUCUUAGCCGUAUUAAGUUUGUAAUACGAGAUAGAGCCAAAGGUUUGUAGGAUGGGCAUGAGGUUUGGGAGUGAUAUCUUUGGCCUCGUCAGUGUCAGCAGAAUGUCAUCAGCGAAUAAUGAGAGUUUGUAUUGGUGUUCGCCGACAGUGACUCCGUGAAUGUUUGGGUCCUGCCGAAUGAUCUGGGCUAAGGGUUCUAGACAUAGUAUAAAAAGCAGGGGGGACAAAGGACAACCCUGUCUCGUUCCGUUCGAAAUUGGAAAGGGUGUGGAAACGAAUCCUGCGUUGGUGACACUAGCUUCUGGAGAGGAAUAUAAGGCCAUAAUUGCUGUUAUGAAUGCUGAAGGAAAGCCAAAUUUAUUUAGUGCCGAUUUCAUGUAUAGCCAAUUGAGCCUAUCAAAGGCUUUUUCCGCAUCUAAUGCGAGCAACAGUCCUCCCAGUUUGUUAGUGUUGAGACCCUCCAGGACAUUAAGAAGAAGCCUAGAAUUGUCUGAGCCCUGUCUGCCUUUGACAAAGCCAGAUUGGUUAUAGUGGAUUAGAGUGGGGAGUAAAUGUUUGAGUCUAGUCGCCAGAAUUUUUGCAUAUAGUUUGGUAUCAAUAUUCAAUAGGGAUAUCGGGCGGAAAUUAGCACAUGCUGUGGGUUUUUUACCUGGUUUGGGUAGAGUGACUAUGUGAGCUCGUAGCAUUUCACCAGGUAAUUUACCUUGUGUGAAACCUUGGUUAAACAAAGAAAUUAAGUGUGGUGUAAGAGCAGUUUGGAAGGUUUUAUAGUAUAUGGAGGAGAGUCCAUCUGGUCCUGGCGAUUUAGAAUUGGGUAAAUCUUUAAUCAUUUGUGUAACUUCCUCAACGGAAAUUGGUUUAAUAAGGUCAGAUAUCUUAUCAUUGGGCAGCAAGGGUAGCUGGACCUUCCCUAGAAAUUCGUCUAUCUGUUCUUGUGUGGAUUGGGGUGUCAGGUUAUCAUCUUUAAGAUUAUAGAGUGUGUGGUAAAACUGAGCAAAUUCCUGAACUAUUUUAUCAGGGUUUACGAUUUUCUGACCCUGGGGGUUGUGAAUGUAAGCUAUUUUAGUUGCGAGGUUACGUUUUUUAAGCCUGGAGGCAAGUACUUUCCCUGCCCUGUUUCCUUGCUCAUAGAAUUUGGCUUUGAGACGCCUUAGGAAAAAGUUUGUUUUAGCCACUUCCAGUUCUUGUAAUUGCGCACGUACUUCUGUAAUCUCCCUAAGGUGCGUCUUUGAGGGUGUUUGUUUAUUACAUGUGUUUAAUGUUGUGAGGCGGCUGGUGAGGUUUAUGUAUUUAGCUAUACGCGCCGCUUUGGCCCUGCUCGCGUGCUUAAUUAAUACACCCCUAAUGUAUGCCUUAUGGGCUAACCACAUAACUUCUGUGGGUGUGUUUGGUUGAGAAUUAGUCGAAAAAUAGACCUCCAGUUCCCUAUGUAGGUCUUCUAAUAUUUUGGGGUCGUUGAGCAAGCUUUCGUUAAGCCGCCAAGUUCCUCUCCCUUUAGCAGGGAAUUGUUCAUUCAAGUGGAGAAUGAUCGGCGCAUGGUCCGACCACGUUAUAAGGCCUAUAGUUGUGUUGACCACGUUGCUAAUCAGGGAGGUAGGUAUCAGGAAGCGGUCUAUUCGGGAGUACGAGUUAUGUGCCACUGAGUGAAAUGUGAAAUCCUUUUCUUGCGGAUGUGUCACCCUCCAUGGGUCUAUAAAAUUCUGCUCUAAGAGAAGUUGGUUAAUGUGCCCGGAGGUUGUUUUCCUGCCUGUUUCAGUAGAUGCUUUCACUGUGUGCGAAGAAGACGUGUCUAGUUGAGUAUCUAGAAUGAAAUUCGUGUCCCCACCUAUCACUACCUCCCCCAGUCUGCCUUCAUCCAUGGCAUUAAAAAUAUUGAGGAGAAAUGCGGCCUGUGCUGUAUGAGGGCCAUAGACGUUAAUUAAUGUGUAUGGGGCAUUAUUCAGCAAACAUUGUAUAAUUAAGUAUCUUCCCUGUUUGUCUGUACGUUUUUUUACUAGUUCAAACGCCACAUCCUUCCCAAUAAGGAUCGACACUCCCCGCUUCUUUUUAGAGAAACAGGAGUGAAAGUCCAAAGGAUAGAGAGGUGAGUUAAAUUUAGGUCUUUUACCCCAUUGGAAGUGCGUUUCUUGGAAGAAUGCAAUUUGAGCUUUAGCCCUUUUCGCUUCCAAUAGUGCCAGUCUCCGUUUAUUCGGGGAGUUGAGCCCUUUAGUGUUCAAAGAUAUAAAUGUCAACACCAUUUUACAUACAACCUACUAUGCUGUCCAGGAUUGUUAGAUUGUAUUCUAGUCUCCAUUAAUUCAGUCCUCCUGUCGGUUACCCCCUCCCCGGGGCUCUGGGUACAGGUCUCCCUAUAUAUCCGCAUUAUGAAUCCCUCGAACAAGACAAAGAAAAAAACAUGAAAGUAUAUGAACUUAAGAUCAAAAGAAUAGAAGAAACUUAUAUACAGUUGCCUGAGAACCGUGUGCCGAGCACACGGUAGGCAAUUAGUAUUGGUGACGUAUACUGCAUACGUCGUAGUGGCCUGGCUCGGGCCACUGGGGGGUGGAACGGUGGAUAGUACCAUCUAUCAAAUAUACUAUGUCACAGGGGACUGUCCUUAUCCUCAGGGUUAACCUUAGACCGAGACAAAGAUGCCAAUUUCAUAAGUCAAAUUAGGGAAAGGACAGGCAUUAUGUAUCACGGUGUUGCACCCUUCGUAGUACGGCCCACAGAUCUGUUUGCAUGAGUACAUGUAUACUAUUAACGUCUGGGAAUAUGCUGAAACUGCCCAAUUUGUAAUCAUAUAUAUAUAUAUAUAUAUAUUUAUUUUUUUUUUUUUUUUUUUUUUUUUUUUUUUUUUUUUUUUUUUAUUUUUUUUGUUAUUAUUUGGGCGCUAACUCCUUCACCUGUUAUAUUUAUAACAACCAGUAUCUAAAUCACCUUCCCUCUCAGUCCAAGGAGAAAGAAGGAAAUAGUGACAGUAAGAAAAAAAGUUUAUGGCAUGCUGUUCACUUAGCUGCGUCAAUUCUGUGCCAGUCUCCAGCCAGUUUGGUUGGGCGUGCAGGGGUGUUCUUUUCCGCCGACUCUGGCUGCGGCAAUGAGAUGCUCCACUGUGCUAGCCCGUUCCUCCCGUCUUCCGGGUUAAGAAACACCUUCUCCACUCCAUUUCUUCGUGCGAUUAGGCGCGUCGGAAAGCCCCAUUUGUACGGUAUGGACGCCUCUCUCAGAGCUUUGGUGAUGGGGCCAAAAGCUCUUCUUUUAGCCAUAGUCGCUGGUGAUAGGUCGGUGUAUAGCUGUAUCUCCUUGAAGCGUUUUCCCAGAUUCCGCGCAUCCCGCGCCGCCAUCAUCAGCCUCUCUUUUACUGUAUAAAAGUGCACCCUGACAAUGGUAUCUCUAGGUACUGCCGCUGGCAGGCCUCUGGGUUUCAGCAGCCUGUGUACUCUAUCUAUCUGUAGCUCCUGCUCCGACGCCUCAGGUAGCAGUGCCUGAAAAAGUUGGGUGACAUAACCUCUUAAGUCCGGUUGUGUAACCUCCUCAGAGAUGCCGCGUAGGCGGAUGUUGUUUCUACGGGCUCUAUCUUCUAGGUCUACCACUUUUGUCUCCAGUUGUUGUAUUUGAGAUUUGAACGUGGUAUAGGUCUCAGCCAGGGUGUUAUGUGCCUCUAUGACCUCCUCCAUCUUGUCUUCUAGAUGGGCCGUGCGGUCCCCAAUUGCCUGUACAUCUCUCUUAAUGUCAGCCGCUAACUUUUGAAAAUCAGCUCUCAUAGUGUGUUUGAGGUCAUACAGCAGGGUUCUAAUGUCUCCAUCAGCGUGGGGGAAGUGUUGGAGGCGAGAUACUGAGGUUACAUCACUUGCCUCUGAUUCUGUUGCUGGUGAAUGCACCCCGUCGGCGCCAUCUUGGAUCAGUCUGCUCGACGGUGAGAGGGCCGAGAUCUGCAGAUCCGCGGCUUUUUGCCGCUGCUUUCUGGCUGAUUUGCUCGUCAUCGUAAUUCACCGGUAGUUGGCAGCUGAGGCAGCCGUUUUUCCCGGUCCAAUGCUGUGGAUACACGCUGUUAAGGUACCCAGUCCGACGGAGCUAGUCCUUCACACGUCCAGCUCCGUCCGUGUCGUAGCCACGCCCUCUCCCCAUCUAUUUCUAACUAAAAACAAGUGACAAAGUAGGGAUUACUUUUUUACUGUUUUAUGUAAUUUUCCUACACUUCUACACACUGGGCAGAUCUGUCCAUCCCCCUAGCUCUCAUCAGUGGCCCGUGAUGGAGGAUUUAGCGGGAUCCUCCAUAGACCUCAAUGCUGUACACUUGCACGUGCACAACAUUACAGCAGUGAUGUCGGCUUCAGCGCCAGGCGCUAAAGAAGACCCGCUUGAAGAAGAAAGUGGCACCCACGAGGGACAGCGUCAGGUAAGUAGAACUCACAUUUCCCUGCUUCCCGGCCACCAGACCCCCAUCAGCAAUGUCACCAUUGCGGAUCUUUGCUAAUUCUGCAAAAUCCCCAGAUGGUGGCAGUGCUGCUUUCAAUUUAGAUGUUUACAUUAGCUGUGCUAAAAACACAGGUGAUUUGGAGAAUCUUUCCAAUUUGGUUAUUUUGGCCUAAAAAAAUGAGCUCUCUAUAAAUUCCUGAUAAUUCACACUUUAGUGAAUAAACUUGCUAACCUUUAUAUCUGGUAGAGUGCAGCAUUGGAGCAUUGCCAUGAUAACCCCAGCAACUCUCUGACACACGUGGCUCGUGUUUGGGAGAAAAGUUGGCGGAAAAAGACACAUACUGCCGCUAGGUCUCCCUCUGCAGCAAUAAGAUCGUGCAACAUGGCAAGAAGGCAGAUUUUUGAUCUCCCUCCCCGUGGAUGGAUCAAGUAAAUAUGUCUUUUUUGCCCUAUGGGACCGAGGCCCCUUACAUGUGUACUACCGGUAUUCCCCUGAUGGCGGCCCCGAUCCCCCUGAUGGUGGGUGUUUCACUAAAGUGAGAAUUCAAAGUAAAUGUCAAAUUUAUGGUCAAAAUAGCUAAACUGAUAAAUUCUCUAAAUCACAUAUGCUUUCAGUGUGGCUACUCUGGCCUUAAAGGACCACUAUAGGCACCCAGACCACUUCAGCUCAAUGAAGUGGUCUGGGUGCCAGGUCCAUCUAAUGUUAACCCUGCUGUAACUUCCUAUCCCUGCCUCUCUCCACACACAGUGACCACUUCUGGCUGGAGCUGGUAUUGCAGAGUAAUCUCUGUUUAUACUGGGAAAAAUAUCCGCAUUUGUAUUGCCGGUAAUAUUGCAAUACCGGCACGGCCAUGUAGCCUUAAGUACCGGUAAAAUAGCAGUCAGGUGGAAAACUUAAGAGUAUUGUGUAAAAAAAAUUUUUUUUUUUUAAAUGGGCCUAUUCCAUGGGCCUGGGCCUGGGCCUGGGCCUGGAGCUGCAUCUCCAACAGCCACUAUGUUAAUCCGUUCCUGCACACACUGCAUAUACUAUAUACGCACACUGCAUACAAUACACAAGGGCUAAUACGUUGAUGUCUCCCCAUGCUCCCCCUAUGGCCAGCGAGUGGAUGCUCUAAUUAAAAUAAACAAGGGGGAACCUAUAAUUUUCCACCACACCCACACAGUGGUGUGUGGAGGAUCCAAGUUUUAAAACUUGGGGAAACCUUGGGGAAGAAAUCCCCCCAAACUAAUUCCCAUAUGCGGAAGAUUGGGGGUAUUAAAGUAAUAACUGUAACAGUAACACAUCGACUGCUACGUACACGCACACACAGAGUUCUGAGUACACACAGACAGACUGCUGAGUACACACAGACAGACUGCUGAAUACAUACACACACACAUACAGAGUGUAUACACACAGUACACUAAAUAGACACACACAAACACACAUAGAGACUGCUGAAUAUGCACACAUAUAGAGACUGCUGAACACACACACACAGACUGCUGGAUACAUACACAGACUGCUGAAUGCACACUGUCUGCUAAAUACAGAAGAACAGACUGCUGAAUACACACAGGCUACUUUAUAUAUACACGCACACACACUGUUGAAUACAAGCACACACACUGCUGAAUAAACGUACACACUGCUGACUACACGCACACCGGCGGAUGACUACACGCACACCGGCGGAUGACUACACGCACACCGGUGGAUGACUACACGCACACUGAUGGCUGAAUAAACGCACACACCGACUGCUGAAUACACUGACACGCAGACUGCUGAAUACACACACUGCUGAACACACACAUAGACUGCUGAAUAAACACAAGCUACUUAAUAUACAGACACACACACUGUGUAAUACACACACUGCUGAAUACACACACACCGACUGCUGAAUACACGGACACACCGACGUCUAAAUACACGCUACUUUAUAUACAGACACACACUGUGUAAUAUGUGUGUCAGAGGUGCUCUGUGUGAGGGUGUUGUGUGUGUCAGGGGUGCUGUGUAUAUGUCUGAGAGAGGUGUUGGGUGUGUGAGGGGUGCAGUGUGUAUGUGAAAGAGGUACUGUUUGUGUGAGGGGUGCACUGUGUUUUUUUCGUGAGGGGUGCAGUGUGUGCGCGUGAGGGGUGCAGCGUGUGAUGGGUGCUGUGUGUGUGUGUGUGAGGGGUGCUAUGUGUGUGCAUGUGAAGGUGAUGUGUGUGCGCUGGGGUGCUUUGUGUCAGGGGUGCUUUGUGUGUGUGUGAGGGUUGCUGUGCCCUGGGGGUGGUGACUUGUCACAAGCUCACUACAGACAAGCUUGCUGACACACACAAGUUCACUACAGACAAGCUUACACACACACAAGCUCACUGACACACACAAGCUUUCUUACUAGCAGGCACAUACACACACACACACACACACACACACAGACCAGGCUGAGUAUAUCAAGCCACUGGAGGCUGUUGCUGGGAGGUCAGGCUCACACACACACAAGCUCACUGACACACACAAGCUUUCUCACUAGCAGUCACAUACACACACACACAUACACCAGGCUGAGUAUAUCAAGCCGCUGGAGGCUGUUGCUGGGAGGUCAGGUCAUUUUCUGCAGCAAGGUCUCCUGCUUAACGUUGGGGUGGAGCUAAAUGGCGGGAGACGGAGCAUGGGUGGAACUUCUGACAGAGGGAGACUGUCAGUGCUCCCUCUGGCCCCAGCAGCCCCCAGCAGCCCCCAACAUCUAUCUACAGCCCCCAGCAUCUCUGUCCUGAAUUCCCUCAGACUGUAACAGGCCAUUACAGUUCGAGGGAAAAUAAUAAAAGGACAUGGCCCUGCGAGUUGCCGGGACUGUUUCGGGAGAGUAAAUUGCUUGGGACAGACUCCAGCUUGCCGGGACUGUCCCGGCAAAGAUGGGACAGUUGGCAACUAUGCAAUAUCUUUUUUUUUUCUUUCAAGGCCAGCCUAACCCUCACAUGCUAACAUAAGUAGACACAGGACAGAAGUGCAUGCCAGUCCAUAGAGUGGCCUGGCUGGUGCUUAGAAUAGGGUGUCUGCAAGUAGACUGAGAGUACUUGAAAACUGAUAAACAGAUUGAGGUCUGUAGACCGGCCAGAGUCAGAAGCCAAACAAACCAGAAAUACAAUGAAUGCACAGUCGGAUCUACAGGGACUAUGUUAAUGUGAGAAACCCUAGAACUACAUAUACUCUUGGUAUCAAAGAUUGAUGUAAGCACUUUGCAGUAUAAAAGGUGUCACUUGAAGAGCUUUCCACAUCAUACUUGAUGCCAAAAUAAUGCCACGUGUGGCAUACAGAGUAAACAUCCAUGGCCUAUUGAUGCCAUGAUGGCAGCAAAGAGGGGACACUAUAUCCUCCCCACUUUAUUAUUUUAAUAAUAGCCCUACUUAGUGAACAGUAAUCUACGCAUGUCCCAUUCUUUAUUUUAUAGCCCCCAACCAUUGCACAAGGGUGGGGGACACAACGGGGACCUAUGCCAGGUCUUCCUGUAUGUUAAUAGUUAAUAAUCAAUAGCUACCCACUUGCUAGUUUGUUAUUACAGCACAAAGCCAUUGACAGCUCCCCUUUUGGUAGACAUGCGGCCACUGGCGGUAAAAUAAUUGGCAGCAUUGUAAGUGUAAACUCUCCCUUGUACUUAUAUGCCAUCAAAUUGAUCCCCAUAGGCUUUUUUUAUAGCCAGCAGUAGCAUCCAGUAGGUGAAUGGUUAUAUUUAAAGGAACACUGUAGUCACCUAAAUUACUUUAGCUAAAUAAAGCAGUUUUAGUGUAUAAAUUAUUCCCCCUGCUAUUUCACUGCUCAAUUCAUUGUCAUUUAGGAGUUAAAUCACUUUGUUUCUUUUUAUUCAGCCCUAGCCACACCUCCCCUGGCUAUAAUUGACAGAGCCUGCAUGAAAAAAAACAAACUGGUUUCACUUUCAGACAGAUGUAAUUUACCUUAUCUAAUUGUAUCUCAAUCUCUAAAUUGAACUUUAAUCACGUACAGGAGGCUCUUGCAGGGUCUAGCAAGCUAUUAACAUAGCAGGGGAUAAGAAAAUUAAACGGAACUUGCAGUAUAGAAAGCCUAAAUAGGGCUCCCUUUACAGGAAGUGUUUAUGGAAAGCUGUGCAAGUCACAUGCAGGGAGGUGAGACUAGGGUUCAUAAACAAAGGGAUUUAACUCCUAAAUGGCAGAGGAUUGAGCAGUGAGGCUGCAUGGGCAUGUUCUAUACACCAAAACUGCUUCAUUGAGCUAAAGUUUUCCAGGUGACUAUAGUGUCCCUUUAAACUGUCAUUUUAGAUACAUUCAUUUAACAGUCACUCAGUGACUUUUUAUCAUUUUGUUUAUAAUUUUCUUUCUGCCAAAAUGUUCUGUCCUUGAACAAAAGCUAAUGAGAUUAGGUUACGUGUUUACACAUACACCUACACAGAUUGCCUAAAGCACUUCCUUUUGGCCUUCUUUUCUUGAUACUUCUUGUUGUCUAUCUGGGAUAAAAAGAGAUGAGCUGCUUUAUCUACAGGAUGAGCCAUUCUUAAAACUGCUUGCAGCAAAUAGAAAUCAAAUUUAGUAAUUUUCUUUACUCUGUUUUUCAAUAGCUAAUGCAAACAGUCAUGUGGGCAUAAUCUAAUUUCCUUUCCCCUCUCUUAUAUAAAGCAACUUUGUUGCUAAAGAAACAUUUGUGAUGCUGAGAUGCUUAUUUUCUGUGGUUUCUGUCCUCGAACAUUUCAUAAUAACCAUCAGGUAUGUUAUAAUAUUGAGCUUCAAUAUUUGCGUUAUAUAAUAUAUAUAUAUAUAUAUUUUUGGUAGCGUAAUAUAUGAUGGAUAAUGAUCACAUAGUGAUAAUGUUCUGUCAUUAUGUGCACAGUCGCCAUGCUCACACUUACAUUGCCCACACAUUGCACACACAACGAACACAUGUACAAACAUAUUGCACACACAAAUUCAUUCUCAUGGCCAAUUCGACACUGUACACACGUAAACCCACACUGAUAUUGCAAAGAAAUAACACACCCAGUCACACUGAUAUAAACACAUGCACAUAAACCCCCAAUGCACAAAUAACCAAAUGUCUGUUUAUAUGCAUUUAUGUAAGUAUGUAUGCAUAUGAAUAUGCCCGCCUUGUUAUAUAUGAGAGAGUGUAGAUAUGAUGACCCUUUUCUAUAAAUACAGACAUUUUAAUUUUAUGGGUGUGAGUGUGGGGUGUGGCCAGGGUCGGGGUGGUUCUGGGUAAUUUUUGUGGACUUACCUGAAAACAAUUUAUGUAACUAAAAUGUAAUUAAGAACAAGUAAUGUAUCUUAUUUACUCAGGCUAAUUUCUAACCACAUUUAUUGUUGAUGAAAGACAAUAUUACUGGGAGUAUUAUUGCUGAUGAGCUGUUAUACACUCAAACAUUCUAACACUAUAGAGCUCCUAGAAAUAACGGACAGAUAGAAACAUAGAAUGUGAUGGCAGAUAAGAACCAUUUGGCCCAUUUAGUCUGCCCAAUUUUCUAAAUACUUUCAUUAGUCCCUGCCUUUAUCUUAUAGUUAUGAUAGCCUUAUGACUAUCCCACGCAUGCUUAAACUCCUUUACUGUGUUAACCUCUACCACUUCAGCUGGAAGGCUAUUCCAUGCAUCCACUACCCUCUCAGUAAAGUAAUACUUUCUGAUAUUUUUUUUAAACCUUUGCCCCUCUAAUUUGUUGUGGUAGUUUUUCUUCUUUUAAAUAUAGUCUCCUCCUUUACUGUGUUGAUUUCCUUUAUGUAUUUAAAUAUAUCAUAUCCCCCCUGGCUUGUCUUUCCUCCAAGUUAUGCAUGUUAAGAUCCUUUAACUUUUCCUUGUAAGUUUUUGAACCCAAGACUGGGAUUGUCCCUUCUAAAUAGGCACACUAAGAAGUAUGAUAGUAACAUUCUCCCAUACAUACAGAAUAUUGUAUCCACAUUCUAGCAUACACACAGGCAGGAAUAUCUAGAGAUGAUGGUCUAUAGGUGCCAACAGUACAGAUUUUGACAAGAUAGUUCCACAUAUGGGGGUCUUGUACCCGCAAAUGAUUCUCAGUGACCUGUCAUGCAUUCUUAUAUCUGCCCAGUUCAAAUCUGCAGGAUGCAGGUCAGGGGGCUAGGAUCAUUGAGAGAGCACUAGCUGUGCUCUGUGCACGGUCUGUUUGCCCUAUAUAAAUGCUAAUAAUAAUAUGCAGUUUACACAGGUGACAGAACACUGGUAGAGACUGUAUCAUUUACACUAAGAGACUACCAUACAUAGUAUAAAUGACACAGCUGCUGGCCCACCAUAAAUAGGGAGCUGAUUUAUAUGUAAGUAUGCUUGGAUAAGGUUUGUUAACGCAGUGCUGAUACGGUGGCAGAUCAUGUUAACCUGGCUACCAAAAAGGUAGAUCCUAUGUCUCUAUGGUAGUAGAAGGUUCUCUAUAUUUUAAAUAAAGGUGCUACAGUUUUCCAUUUUUCUACCUGCUAUGGGAAUAUCUCCGUAUUUUUAAAAACAAAGAGCUUGAGACUGCAGAGCAGACUAGUUCAACGGUUUAUGCCACAAUCAGCACAGAUAUCUGCUUUCUUAUUAGCCAGUGAGGAAAAACUAUCCCAAGCUGUAAAAGUAAAUAAGGGGAAGUGUUUCAUGAAUUUAACUGAUUUAGAAAACUGUCUAUAGAACAGCUGCUUGCCUUUGCUAUGUUUUGGCAUUAGUAGCUGGUGGACACGUUGCCUGACGCCCAUAGAAUGAUUUACAGUUUGCCUGUUAUUCCCAAAUAGAAUGUUUCCUCUGAAACAAGCAGUUAAGAGUAUCAGAGUAUCAUACAAAUACAAAAAAACAAGACCUGCACUCACACUCCCAUCACUCCUGGGUGGCAGCAACGACCAUAGUACACAUCAGCCCCAAUACAUACAGUAAAAAACGGAAAAAAAAAAAGUUACCUGGCCAUUCCCUAUUAAGGGUUAAUAAGUAUGUAGGUGUAUAUAAAAAAUACCUCUCUAUGUCUCAUUAGAGAUAGCUUUACAAGAAGCUCAAGGAAGCAAGGUGAAAGGUCAGUGUAGGACCCAAAUGAGAGGUUUGCCUUGAUGUGACAGGAGGCAUUCCCUCCAAUGGCUAUUGACUAACUAUUGAGUAACUAAAUAACCUCCAUUUGUUUAAAUAUACAUAAGGAUUUAGGAGAGAGCGCGGGUAACUUUUCUUUGUUUUUUACUAUCAGAGUAUAAAGGUUUUAUAGUAUUCAUUUUUGCUAGUUUUAUAUUCAUUCUUUCAAGUCAAUGGUAAUACGUAUGUGUACUUAAUAUUAAAGGGACACUAUAGUCAUGAGAACAGCUUGAUGUAUGUGUUCUAGUGAGUCCCUGCAGGCAUUUCCAUGUAAACUGCCUAGGGACACCUCCAGUGGCAGACACUCAGACGGCCACUAGAGGUGCUUCCUGAGUCAGUGCUGCACCAUGUGCAGUGAUGUUCAGCAUCUCCACACUCUGCAUGGAGAUGCUGAAUUUUCCCAUAGAGGUGCAUUGCUUCAGUGCAAUAGAUGCUGAUUGACCAGAGCGGCUCAUGGCCGUUUUGCCCCCUCCUACCCCCCCAGCCUCCUUGGCUGAGAUUUCAUAUGACAAAGCAUUGGAUUGGCUGAGAUCAUCAAUUUUCUUAAUGCCAGCCAAGGAGACGGAGAUUCGGGCAGGGGAAGUCGGGGGCAAAUGUCGUUUUAUAACACUAUAGGAUCAGGAAUACAUGUUUGUAUUCCUGAACCUAUACUGCUCCUUUAACAGCAAAAAAAAUCACACCACAUUGUGUCUUCCUUUUUUAAGGAUAGCCUUUAUUAUAAAUUUAGAAUGAAUGAUUAAACCCCUUCAUUAACUUAAAAACAUCUGCAAUCCAGAGUUAUUAUAGUGCCAACAUUUUUCAGGCAGGCUGGUUGCAAUUAAAACAACACUUUUAGUUAUCCUGAUAAAAGUCCAAAGCUGUAAAUGUAAACUAAACCACCCAAUCGUCACUUUACAGUAAUAACGGAGUUAUUUUCUUUAUUUGAUUUGCUUUAUUCAAUCUAGUUUUUUUUUUUUUUUUAUUUACAAUAACACAUUUCGAUUUAAUAUUGAUUUACUGACAGUUCUGUAGAUCAUGUGCUGUAUUCCAGUCUUCACUAGCCACUUCAGAUGCAGUCCAGAACAAUUACCAGUCCUGCAAAAACAGAUAAAAAUAUCAUCAUACCUGGGAAGUCUAGAGGCUUGAUUGAGGAAUUAAUUAAUUACCCAAGAAAUUAUGGAGAAUUGACUUGGGAAUUGCCUUUGACUGAAAUAGCCAAGCAGAAAAAAAUAAAAUGAGCUGGGAUUUGUAUAAGUUUGCUUCAACGUGCAAUAUCACCAUUAUACCCUGUGAAUAAACCCCAGCAAUCCUUUAUCACAGCUUCUUAAAGGACCACUAUAGUGCCAGGAAAACACUCAUUUUCCUGGCACUAUAGUGCCCUGAGGGUGCACUAUAUAAAUUUACCUCUUUUUCCAGCGCCGGGCGGGGAGCUCUCCUCCUCCUCUCCUCCUCCUCUUCAGCUGAAUGCGCAUGCCCGGCAGGAGCCGCGCGCGCGUUCAGCCAGUCCAUAGGAAAGCAUUCAUAAUGCUUUCCUAUGGACAGUUUCACCGUUUCACAGUGAGAAACGGGGAAGCCCUCUAGCGGCUGUCAGUGUGACAGCCACUUGAGGCUGGGUUAACCCUAACAUAAACAUAGCAGUUUCUCUGAAACUGCUAUGUUUAUAGAAAAAAGGGUUAACCUUAGAUGGACCAGGCACCCAGACCACCUCAUUAAGCUGAAGUGGUCUGGGUGCCUAUAGUGGUCCUUUAAAGUAAAAUGGGCAGACUUUGGGCAGUGACAUUUUCAUUGGUGAAUUGUGAAGGAUACCCAAAUACUCAUUGCAACAGACAAAAGGAAUUGCACAGAUCAUAUUAAGCCCACUAACUAUGUGAGGUUAAUUCACUAAAUUCUAAAUAGCAGUGACUUUAAAUUCAAAUGACAAAAUAUAGACAAAAAUAGCUAACCUGGAAAAAAAAUCUCUAACUCAUUUGCAAUCACAGAGUAGUUAUUUAUUUAUUUUAAUUCUUUAUUUUUGGUAUGCAGGUAGGUACAACAGUACCUGUAUCGCCACAACAGCAUCAGCAGGCUCGAUUUUCAUAGUCAGAUUAUAACAAUAUUGUGGCGUGUUGGGUAUGCAUAUAUUUUUAUAUGAUUAAGGUAACGAUAAAGUAAACAAGCUAUGAGCAAUAUGGUUUAAGUUAAAUUAGAGUAGGUGAACAAGCAUAAGUGUUCAAGUUUAAGUGUAUUAGCAGGGUAUAGGUGAACUUUGAGUUUAACAAUCUGUGCAUCUUUACAGUAGGGUUAAGCAUGGUAACACUUUCUCUAUUUAAAGUGGGUGUCUAAGCUCUGUGGUUUGCUAGUGUGAUUUUCUAGAGUGUGUUUCUCGCUUGGUGCUUUGUGUAAAUCAUGCUGCGUUAUCUGUAGAAAGUGUGUGUGGCUAAGCAUAGUUGGAGUUGGUGCUAGGGCAAAUAGUUACGAGCAUAAGUCAAUGUCCAUGGAUGGAAGCUUAGUGACAAGAGUCGGCUAGGUUGAGUAGGAUUUGAGGUUCAUCUGUGCCGGCGUCUUCACCGCGGCCGGUCAGCAGGAAGACCGUGUCUUUUUACCAGCGUAUCCGAUUCCCAAUCUGUGGGGAGGUUGUUGGACGCCCUGCCUUGGGUAUGUUGCGUGUGGGGUACUCCAGCUUGGUAGAGUGUGAGAGUCUGCCUCUUCUGGGAGCUUCACGGUGGAUCGUCAUCUGGAGGGGUUGUGGUUAUCGGGGCCCUUAGAGUUUGGCCCUCUCCAGCCCUGUUCUUGUUUGGUAGGUGCCUCUUGUGCCCUGGUGGUGCGGUGGUGUUGCUCUGCACUGUUUCAUUGGCGUGUGGCGGUAGUUGUGGGGUCGCAGGCCCAAGCUGGUGGGGUGGGCUGAUUCUAGCCGGGUGCAAGGUGGGUGGUUUGGGGUUUCGGUCCCUGUGACCUGUCUUGUCAGGACUGGACGUUGUAGGGUCUGUUGGCCCCUGUAGGUCUGCUUUAUAGGGGCUGUUCAGUGGGGUCCCUCUCUGUGUGCCCCCCAUUUCACCUUAGUUGAUGCCCGCAACCUGUACCUUAGUUUGCCCUGUGUAAUCCGCCAACACGGACCUGGGGCAGGUUGUCAUAGUGGUCUGGUGGUGUUGGGUUAGCUCCCCUUCGAUCUGCUCUCCUGCACUGGCUGUCCGCGCACAUGGCUGGUGUGCGGCGGCCAUCUUGUGGAAUGGUGCAUAUGGAUGUUCCUCGCUCGGGCGAUUGUUUAUGUCCAGAUUUGGUGUUCUGCUGGUCCCCUGCAGACCGGGAUGACCCCCCCGGUCCAGAGGCCUGAGAGAGCGGCCGUCUCGUCCCGGCUCAAGCUCCAACGAACUCAGGGCCCCUGUUGGGUUACUGUAGGUGCAGGACCGGGUUGUGUGCGGUGUCCCUGCUUGCCCCAGUGACUGGGGAUCAGUAGGGUCACCGGUAUGGGGGAAUAAUCGCGGUUGACCUCCAAUUUGCGCCGAUUUUCGGGCCCUGGAGCGGGAGCCCAGACAGAGCACGUCUGAUCUCGCCGGCGGUCAGGCCCCGCCCUACAGAGUAGUUAUUUUAUCCUCAAUUUUGCUAUUUGUAUUUUCAUUUGUUACAAUUUCUGUAUGUCAUCAUAAUGCUGCUCUCAACUGCUUGUCACCCUGCACCAAUAACCCUACUCUUUUUGUCAUUUGGCUAUAAUUAGGCUGAAGUUAUUAUUUGAUUAAGUCUUACUGAUACUAUAGCAUUCUGUUCAAUCUCAUUUUAAAGGGACACUAUAGUCACCUGAACAACUUUAGCUUAAUGAAGCAGUUUGGCUCUAUAGAACAUGCCCCUGCAGCCUCACUGCUCAAUCCUCUGCCAUUUAGGAGUUAAAUCCCUUUGUUUAUGAACCCUAGUCACACCUCCCUGCAUGUGACUUACACAGCCUUCCAUAACCACUUCCUGUAAAGAGAGCCCUAUUUAGGCUUUCUUUAUUGCAAGUUCUGUUUAAUUAAGAUUGUCUUAUCCCCUGCUAUGUUAAUAGCUUGCUAAACCCCGCAAGAGCCUCCUGUGUGUGAUUAAAGUUCAAUUUAGAGAUUGAGAUACAAUUAUUUAAGGUAAAUUACAUCUGUUUGAAAGUGAAACCAGUUUUUUUUCAAUGCAGGCUCUGUCAAUAAUAGCCAGGGGAGGUGUGGUUAGGGCUGCAUAAACAGAAACAAAGUGAUUUAACUCCUAAAUGACAGUGAAUUGAGCAGUGAAAUAGCAGGGGAAUGGUCUAUACACUAAAACUGCUUUAUUUAGCUAAAGUAAUUUAGGUGACUAUAGUGUUCCUUUAAAAAAAAAAACCUCAAAGAAAUGUUAUCAGCCUUUGGAGAAUUGAAAUUAAUAACAGGAUUGAAUGUGCUGUAGCAAUUUGGCUACUUAGUGAGAAGACCCAAAUAUAUUUUUUUCUUGGGUUGACAUAAAUGUACCAGAAGGCUUGUGUCUUGUUGAAGUUGUACAAAAACAAAGGAAAUAAUGGCACAAAAUGAAACUGAAAUUAUGCAGAAUGACAUACUAUCGUCUAUGUAUGUCUAUUUUGCACAAGUACAGUGAAAAAAAAAAGACUAUUCAACAUCUAUUUAUAUAUGUAUAUAAAUAGUUGUUGCUGUUUGACUACCGUAAUAUAUUUGUAUGUAGUGUUCGUGUUUAAAAUGUUGUGUGUUUGUGUUUUGUGUUGGUGUUUGCAUGUUUAUAUAUAUGUACAUAUACACAUACUGUUCACAUACACAAAUCAACACACUGUUCCACAUAAACACAGAUGCAUACACAUACUGACACGCAUACACCACAAACAGAAGCUAUGAUUUCAGUAUUUUUAGCAACCUCCUGUUUCCAUACCAUAUGGGUGCAUGUGGAUGACUUCCCUGGGGUCCAGUGGGACUGCUAGCUGAGGCUCUCUGUCAUGCUCUUCUUACUUCCCCUAUUUUAUCUGCCUAACCUGGGAAACUUUUGCUGUAAGCUGGGAGGAAGUGACCUGAAUGUUCUUCCUCCCAUCCCCGGUGAUUUGACACAGGCACAAUGGCACUGUUAAAGGGCAUCAGGCCUCACCUGGCCUUCUGACCAGAAAUGCCCAUUAAAUUGCCCCAAUUGUGAGUGCCACCUGAUGUGUCCAUCCCACGGUGCUGCACCCCUGCUACAUUGGCAGAUGAGGAAGGGAACCUAUGGAAAAUAAUAGGAAAAGAUGUGUGGGGUCACGUGCUCCCCCCCCCCUCCCCCAACCUCCUUCCCACACACUAAAAACUCAGAUACCACUCAGGCUCCUAUCCCCACACAAAAUUCAGUCACCAUAUAAACAACCGUUGGCCACUGCACAUUCUUACAUACAACACUCAUCCACCCACACAUACAACACUCAUCUACCCCACUCACAGAGCAGUACCCAAAGCACUAGUAGGAGGGAACAAAUUGGCAUUGUAUCUAGUGCCCUGGACAGGGCCAGCCCAAGACACUGUGUGCAGUGGUGUAUUUAGGAUUUGGGCUGCCCUAGGCAGGACGGUGCUCGGGCACCCCUCCCGCCCCCCAAUUAAAAUUUUCCCCACCCCUUCCUGUCAAGGCCGCACUUUGACAGACGCACACUCACUGAAAGAUGCAUACACUCAUUGACAGACACACACACAUUCACUUACAGACACACACACAUACACUUACAGACACAUACACAUUUCUCCUAACACUUACAAAUUAUUAUUUUUAUUUUAAAUCUACCCAGCCUCCCUGGGAGUGGAUUGCUUACCUGUCCAGUGGUGCUGCUGGUCGGGCAGGCAGGGGGCGCACAAGCUGAGUUGGCGGCGCUUAGUGAUGCCGGGAGCUGGUCUGACGUCAUAUUCCGGAUCCCGGCACAAUAGCUAUUCACUGGACACACUCCUAGAAAUGGUAGGCCCCUUCCCCGAUUUUUAUCACAAUCACCUAAGUAAACUGGAAACCUAGUGUACAGGGCUGGACUUUGAAAAAUGCCAGAUCAAAUUUUUUUUCAAUCACAGCGGCCCCUGUGAAGGGGGAAGGGCCAGAGUGGGUGUGUUCUGUCACCACUAAUGACAAGCACGCCCCCUCUCAAAGUGAGCUUGUUGGUUCAAUGCGCAGAGUCCUGGUGAAGAGCUCCAGCAUGAGAAAAAGGCCCUGUAUUUGUUCUGCGCAGUGCAAGCAAAUGUAAUAACAUGCUUGUGCUGUGUUUGCUUUUAACUUGUCUCUGGUGUCUCCAUAAGUGGGAUACCAGAGGACAAAUGGGCCAGGAACGUUUAUGGUGCAUGUGUUUGGAGCCUGCUUGUGGGAUUGCGUUUCUGUAGAGUGAGCUGAUUGUGGUGUGAUAUUGUGUAAACAGGUCGAUUUCAUUUGUGUUUGUGGUGUAAUAUGUGUGACUAGGGGCUGUAGAGAGUGUGUGUAUAGGGGGCAUAGUGUGUAUAGGAGAUGUUGCGAGUGUGUGCAUAUGGGCUGUAGUGUGUGUGUAUGUGUAUAUAGGUGACGUAGUGUGUGUAGGGGUUUGUCACGGCUUCCGGCUCGCCGCCUGACAAGCUGAGCUUACCUGUUCGGCGGCGAACCAGGAACCGCUCCUCCGCGUCCUUCCACCGAAACAAAGACGGCGCUGACGUGUGGUCGCGUCCAUCAUUGGCUCCGCCCCCAAAAUUAAUACUAGCGUGUGUGUGAUGUCACGACGUCAACACGCGCGCACGUUCUGGGGUCAGAGGUCAUCCUCUGACCAAUCAUAGCCCAGAGAGGGAUAUUUAAAUCCCUGAUUCACUCCAGUACCUUGCCCUGUCGUAGUUUCCUGUCCUGAUUCCCGAGAGUGCGUUUAUCCUUGUUCCAUUUAGGAUUUCCGGUAUCUUGACCUUGGCUAUUCCUGAUUCCUCUGAUUUCUGGUUCCCCUGACUUGGCUUGGUAUUUGUGUAUUUCUGGCUUCCUUGACCUCUGCUAUCCCUUGACCAUUCUCUGUCUCUAACGUAUUAGUCUGACCAUUCUAAGGUCCGGUUUACGUUCUGGCCUUUUUAUUUCCUUGCUAUUUUCUAUGUAUAGAAAAUAUAUAGUACUGCGUGUUGGACCACACUAGCAGCCGUGACAUUACGACAGGGCCAUGGAUCCUGCGGAACUAUGUAAACAUAUGAUAGCCUGUUUAGCAGGGUGGAGGAUAUGGACCACAGGUUAGAUCAGUUUGCCCAAGUGUUUCAGACCUUGCUCCAGAGAACUGCUUAUCUGGAAGCACCUCCGGUAGCUCUGCCACCUGUACCUGCACCUGUGGCAUAUAAACCUCCAUCCAUAACCUUUCACCUCAUCCUCAUUUUGGAGGUGAUUCUAAGGAUUUCAGAGGUUUUCUAAACCAGAUUGAAUAUCAUUUCGAAGCUUCUCCCGGUUCCUUCCCUACAGAUAGAUCAAAAAUUGGCUAUCUAAUGAGCCAAUUAACAGGGAAGGCCUUAACGUGGGCUAAUCCCUUAUGGGAGAGUGGGAAUUCCAUAGCCCGUGUUUACAAUGAAUUUUUAACAGCAUUUAGAGCUACCUUUGAAUCAGAGAAAGAGAGAAAAAAAGUGUACUAGACGUACCAAUUUAUCUAUAGCCCCCCGUUUCUCUAACCCAGUGAUAGUUAACCCUGCUCCACCUCCAGAGGUUGAGCCCAUACAAUUGGGCAUUGCUAAACUCACUGACGCAGAGAGACAACACAGACGUAACAUGGGGUUGUGUCUGUAUUGUGGAAAACGGGGACAUCAAAGGCUCUCAUGUCCGGCUCUCAUGCUUGCGCACCUAAGGCAGGUUCGGGGACCCACCUUAGGUGUGAUGUAUAUGUCCACCAAAUUGACUAAGAACCGUUUCCUUGUAAAUAUUACUCUGCAUUGUAAGAGAACUAUUGUUCAGUGAGAGGCAGCGGAGAAUUUCAUUGACAAAGAAUUCUCUGCUAAACAUCUCCUGCCAUUAAGGCAGAAAGAUAGACCCAUAGCAGUGGAAGUUAUUGAUGGAAGACCUCUUACCCAGGAGACUCUGCCAAUCACUACGCAGGAGACUCUGCCAAUCACUGUCUGAGUAGGCAUCUUACAUUGCGAGGAAAUGGUUUUCCAGGUUAUAUCUUCCCCUACAUGCCCUAUAAUACUCGGUUUUCCAUGGUUCCAGAAACACAAUCCAUGUUUAUAUUGGGUUAAAGGAGAAAUUGUGAGUUGGGGAGAAAGUUGCACAGGUCAUUGUUUACAACAGAUGCCACAACGUGUGGGUACCCUCAAUGUACCUACGGCAACUCCCUUAACCACGAAAAUCCCUCCGCAGUCUUUAGCCUUAAAAGAAGUCUUCAACAAGGUUCAGUCUGAGGUUUUACCACCACAUAGACCCUAUGACUGUGCCAUAAAUUUGUUACCAGGUACUAUGCCCCCUUAAGGAGGAGUUUAUGCACUAUCUCCUCAAGAAACUCUUUGUUUAGAGGAAUAUAUUAAGGAUAAGCUAAGGAAAGGUCACAUACGAAGAUUCUCCUCACCUGCUGGAGCUAGGUUCUUCUUUGUUUCCAAAAAAGAAGGAGACCCUUGCAUUGAUUAUAGGGGUCUGAAUAAAAUAACUUUUAAAAACGCCUACCCAAUUCCCCUUAUUUCUGAGCUAUUUGAUAGGUUGAAGGGUGCCCGAGUAUUCCCAAAACUCGAUCUAAGGAGUGCAUAUAACCUAGUCAGAAUUAAGGAGGGACAUGAGUGGAUGACGGCAUUUAAUACUAGAAUGGGACAUUACGAAUACCUGGUUAUGCCGUUUGGUUUGUGCAACGCUCCAGCGGUGUUUCAGGAUUUUAUAAAUGAUGUCCUUAGAGACUGCCUCCACAUGUUCUUUCUAGUGUAUCUAGAUGACAUCCUUAUCUAUUCUCCUGACCUAGAAACACAUUACGAACAUGUGAAAACUGUGUUAAAGACCCUGUUAGAAAACAGCUUAUACUGUAAGCUUGAAAAAUGCCAGUUUGACCAGACUAAAAUACAAUUCCUUGGAUACAUUAUAUCCCCUUCUGGUUUUAAAAUGGACCCACGCAAACUGGAGGCAGUUUUACAAUGGCCGUUACCUAAAGGUCUUAAAGCUACACAGCAUUUUGUAGGAUUUGCUAAUUAUUACCGCAAAUUCAUUAAGGGUUUCUCAUCGGUAAUCGCUCCUAUUACCAACCUUACCAAAAAAGGAGCAAAUUGCAAUUCAUGGCCCAAGGAAGCAAAUGAAGCAUUCGAGAAAUGAAAAUCUUUAUUUGCUUUGGCACCUGUUCUGAUGCACCCCGAUCCAGCCAAGCCUUUUAUUUUAGAAGUAGAUGCGUCAGAGACAGGAGUAGGAGCCAUUCUGUCUCAAUGAGAAAGUCCUGACAAGCCUUUACAUCCCUGUGGGUUUUUCUCUCGAAAACUAACUCCUGCAGAGAAAAACUAUGACAUCGGGAAUAGAGAAUUACUGGCCAUUGUCCUUGCCCUUAAAGAAUGGAGACAUCGCUUAGAAGGUUCCAAAGAGCCACUUUUGAUUUUUACCGAUCACAAGAACUUGGCUUAUAUCAGGGACGCUAAGAGAUUGUCGUCCCGACAGGCUAGAUGGUCACUGUUCCUCUCCCGUUUCAAUUUUGUCAUUGCAUACAGGCUCGGGACCAAGAACACUAAGGCAGAUGCACUGUCUAGACAGUUUGAGACAGAUGAGGUUCCUGAACAAGAGGUAUUCCCAAUCGUACCUCCAGAAUAGCUUAUUGCUACUACGAUUUCCGAAGUCUCUUCUCCACUUUUUUGUGCCAUAAUAGCAGAUCAAACUCAGGCACCUGUGGAGAAACCUCCGGACAAACUGUAUGUUACACCAUUGUUGAGGAAAAAAGUAUUUGGAUUAUUUCAUGAUAAUCUGACAGCAAGACAUCCCGGAAUACAUAAAACUCUCUCUGCCAUUUCCAGGACAUUUUGGUGGCCUACACUCAGAGGUGACGUUAAAGACUAUGUAGGGGCAUGUCAAAUAUGUGCUGUUUCCAAAACAUCUCAUAAAUCUACCCCUGGGUUGCUACAGCCACUUCCAAUACCUGAUGCUCCAUGGACCCAUUUAGCCAUGGAUUUCAUUGUGGAACUCCCCAGUUCUUAUGGGUAUAACACCAUGUAGCGGAGCUGCAAUAUUAAAUCCCAAUAUUUCCGCUGGUAAAAUAAAGUAAUCCAAGAAAAGCGCUGAAAGAAGGUAAUAUCCCAAAUCCCCCAGUAACCGGACAAAACACAGUUCUGGGAGUCAACUAAAGUUUUAUUCACAAGUUCCAGUAUUUAUGCAGUGUCCCAUGCAAGGGGUUUCUUUAAUCAAUUCCUCUUGCAAGGACAUUUCCCAUCAGGCUAUACUGUACUGGAGAGAUAAUUGGCCAAGAAUGUAUUGAUAAUCCCAUUAUCUCUCCGUACAGUAAAACAGGCACUUUAACAUUAAAAUCCAUAACAGGCAUAAUAUACGGUUGAAUUGACCUUGAUCAAUAGCUGGGACCUGAGCGCACCAUAUGGUGAAAUGCCGCUCAGAUCCCUGCUAUAGAAAACGAAAGCCACGCGAAUAUAUAUUUACACGAACAGUCAUGGCAAGUCGAGUAGCCGAUUUUAGUUCCAGGCACUCAACGACCAAACACCGCUAGGCUUUCGGGAGAAAAAGAUGGCUGGCAUACGAACAGCGGCCAUCCGCAUAUACCUGAAUUAACGGUGAUACAUUGUAACCAUCCUUAAUGGGAGACACACGGCCCCCUGUGUGUGGUCUCCCAUUCAGUAGUUUACUUCGUUUCACGAACGGUGGAUUUUAAUACCAUUCGUGAAACUAAUAGUUUAACAGCGUAUGGCUUUCGGGCAACAAGCAUCCGAAUGCCAUCUACUGCAUACACAUACAAAUAGAACAGCCAUUCCAUAUUCCACAAAGGACUAAAGUGGCAGUCCUGCCACACACCAUCCUCAUGGUGGUAGAUAGAUUCUCCAAGAUGGCACAAAAAAUUGCCAUCUGCUCAAGAUCUAGUCUAAAUUUUCAUAAAGGAAAUCUUUCGCUUACAUGGAGUACCAAAAAACAUUGUUUCUGACAGAGGUACCCAAUUUAUAGGUUUUGGCGUGCCUUCUGUAAACAAUUGGGCAUAGAACUUUCAUUUUCCUCUUCGUACCAUCCUCAGACUAAUGGCGCAGCAGAGAGAGCCAAUCAAUCUUUAGAAUCCUCUUUGCGUUGCUUUAUCGAUGCCAAUCAGUCCAAUUGGUAUGAACUCUUAACCAUGGCUGAAUUUGCCAGAAAUAAUGCAACUCAUGAAUCCUUUAAUCAUAGUACAUUUUUUGUAAAUCAAGUGCUCCCUCGCGCACCCGCCCACUCACCCGCCGGGUGUCAGCAGGGCCAGCCUCUGGGGGGCCCUGAGGUGACUGGCUGCUGGGCCCCCCAGGAGAAGAGGCUGGCCACAGUGGGUACAUACCGGGGUCGCAGGGCCCCCUGCAACCCGGUAUGUACACCACUGAAUGUGGGGACCGGACGACCGGAGCAGUCGUUAUGGUUGUCAUGCCCUGAUGGUGGCCCUGGAUGCAACCGUUACACACAGUGCAUCCCUUACACACACAGAAACACACAAUGCAUUCAUUACACACACUCAAUGCACCCCUUACACACACCCAAUGCAUCCUUUACAGACACACACACUGCAUCCUGUACAUACACAGAAACACACCUUGCAGCCCUUACACAUACAAACACAGAUUCACACAAUGCAUUCCUUACACACAUAUCAGGACAUCCCCUACAUACUCCACCCCCUGUGAACAAACUCAUUGGUGGAACAUGAAGGUGGAACCUGGGACCCAGACCUUGAGCUGUGUAUAGGGCCCCCAAAAAAUGGAGCUGAUUCCCGUUCUCCCAGAACAUCAUUUUUGUGACCACAGUUACAAACCGCCUCCAGAGAGCCUGUUCUACACCAGACCUGUGGAGCCAGACUGCAGCUAGAGCCCAUCAUCAUCCUCAUCUGGUUGUAAGUAGGCAAUCUAGUAUAUUAUUCAUGGCACUAAGCUCUAAUUUACCUCACAUUAAAGGGACACUAUAGUCCCCAGAACCACUGCAGCUUAAUGUAGUGGUUCUGGUGUCUAUAGCCUGUCCCUGCAGGCCUUUUAAUGUAAACACGGCGGCACUGCAGCACAGCAGCACUGGCGUUAGUUAACAUGGCAGAUCAUAUGGGUGGGGCAUUGGGGGGGCGGCAAACUAUACUUUUGCCUAGGGCGGCAAAAAUCCUUGCACCGGCCCUGGCUGGAGGGGGCUGUGUGAGCUGUGGCCGCACAGUGCCCCAUGGUAGUUAGGGUGCCAUGCGGCCAGUACAGCUCACACAAGCAAACAGCUGAUAAAUUGGCCGCACGGAGGAAAAGUGUAUGUGUGACUGUCUGCCUGUGACUGUUUGAUGUUGCCUGUAACCGUGUGUGACUGUCUGACUGUCUGUGACUGUGUGCAUGUGACUGUCUCCUGCUGUCAUGUGUGUCAAUGUAUAUAUGACUGUCUGUGACUGCAUGUGUGUCUGUGUGCGUGUGACUGUCUGCCUGUAACUGAGUGUGUGACUGUCUGCCUGUAACUGAGUGUGUGACUGUCUGCCUGUAAAUCUGUGUGUGGGGCUGCAGGGAUUUUGAAGGGGGCGGGGGGUUUGUAUUGGGAAAAGGCGUCUUUAUAAGGGGGGAUAAGCAGGGGAUUUGUGGAAGGGGGUUGUGGGGGUUUUGUAGACGGGGCAGUAUAGGAUUUGUAGAAGGGGCAGGACAGAGGUUUUGUAGGAGGUGCGGGGCAGGGCAAGGGUUUUGUAGGAGGGGCUGACAGCGGUUUUGCAAAGUUUACAAAUUGUAAAAAAAAAAAAGAAAGAAAACCUUUAACAUUUUUUUUUUUUGGGGGGGGGGGCAAGGGGGUGCCAAGCACAGGAUCCGUCCCGGGUGCCAAAUGCUCUAGGUACGCCCCUGUCCAUCAGUCAUUCAUUAUCUAGACAACUUUCUCACUAUAAAAUUACCUCAGGCCACUCCAGUCAGUAUUUAUAAAACAAUGGUUCUAUUCUCAGCUAUUGGGGUUCCACUGUCUCAGGAAAAAACAGUAGACACUACCACUAACCUAACUUUCCAGCCGCUGACACAUUGUCUCAUUCUAAUUUGCAGGAUUUCUUCAGAGCCCAUCCUACAGCCAACAUCAGUCCGGUCAGCACUCCCUCAUAUCAAGACCUAAUACUGGACUAGAUUGCCUCUUAGCACACAGCAGAUAUCUGGCCAGCUCGGCCCUCUCUACCAAUAUAUCAUGGGCUUACAAUAGAGCAGUCACUCUCUAUACCAAAUUCACUUUAGAUUACCAGAUAAGUGACAAACACUCACACUCCCUAGACUCCAUAGUGGUGUUUAUCUCUUUUUGCAACCUUAACCUAAAAUUAUCACUAAACUCUACCUCACAGGAACACAAGAUCACAUCCUAAGUGCCUAUCCUAGCAUGUAUCCUUUCAUGUCUACCUAUCCCGUCAAGAAUAUUCUGAAAGGCUUGGACAAACCAACUAACACUACUAGAAUACCUAUUGACGGACCUCAAUUUUGUGCACUUUCAGUCAUUCUAGACACCAAUCCAUUUGAAACCAGCACUAAUCUGUUAAUUAUAACAGCAGCCUAUCUAUCCUCCCUGGCUCUGUAAUCUGUGAGUGUGAUUCUACACUUGUUAUUUAUAUAUUGGUUAUCACAGUAUACACUAUGUUCAGUUCUUUCUUUUGAUCAUUUUAAAAUAUACAUAUAUACAUCAACUAUAUCUGUCUACAAGUGCAUAAGUAUUCUCUUUCCUUGUUUGGCACAGAGUACUUUAUUUGUUUUUCUGCAUGGCAGAGGGUGUGUAUACUUAGUGUGUAUUGUACUUUUCUAAGUACCUUGUUGUUUAGUCAUUUAGGGGUGUUGGAGAAUGCCUUUCACACCCAAAACCGUGGAGAUACUGUGAAAGCGCCAUUCACUUAUAUAGUUUUUAACAACCUCUCAUUUUGUUGCGAGUGUCUGGCACAUCCAAGCCUUUAUGGUUUGGAGACAUCAUUGAUAUACUGGCAUGAAUUGUUAAAUAUUAGCCAUAUGUGUAUGUUAGUAGGUAUCCUGGGGGUGGGCGGAGCCCGAGGCCUCCUGAUUAAGGCCUCUUUCCUAGCUCACUACAACCCCUGUGAGAUCAGAUCAUAUUUGGGGUCUUCUCCUUCCUAGCUAUCCUUGAUUAUUUUAUUAUUUUUGGUAAAUACCUUCAGACAGCUCUGCAUUUUAUCUACUAACAUUUCCCAGGUGGAGAUUGUAUUACCCACGCUGAUUGCAAUGAGCAUGUAUAUGCUUCUUUAAAUGUGAGUACAAUUUACUUUUAAUUACAAAUUGAAAUUUCCAAUACAGACAGAGAACACUAUUCUCCUCAUUUCUAUAUUUUACUAUAUACCCAUUGGAAAAGACGGAGGCACAUCCUUUACAAGCUAUAUCAGUGAGCGGGGUUAUACAGCUUUAAGAUCUUACUACCAAAAAACAAACAAGAGUCCUGCGCAUCCAGUACAGGUGUGCACACCCAGGUGCUACCAAAAUUAAUUUGAGGACAAAGUUAAAGCAGCAAAUGUUUCAGGCAACAGCCCUUUCUCAAUGCUAAUGUCCUACAGAAUAUGCAAGAUAACAACAAUAUAUACAAAAAAAUAGUGCUUACAUAAACCAAAAGUGCCAGCCCAGGUAAUCAAAUCUAGAAGCAGGAUCAGAUGUGCAGUACAUUUCCAUCACUCUGGCAUGUUUGAUGAUUCCAGUCACUACCUGGAUCGACAGAAAUGUGCGUGAUGACAUCAUCCCGUUCAGAAACGUUUGCUGCUUUAACUUUGUCCUCAAAUAAAUUGUGGUAGCACCUGGGUGUGCACACCUAUACUGGAUGCGCAGGACUCUUGUUUGUUUUUUGGUUGUAUAUACACUGUUGGGACUUCAGUGUGGAGUAUCAGCAGCACAGGUCUAAUCUUCUUUGUUUAUACUUUUAAUUUUGUAGGCUUUUUUGCCUCUACCUCACCCUAUAUAUUUAAGAUCUUAUUAAGAGCUGCAUUGGAAGCUCUUUGUUUGUGAGUACAUUUUAAUCUCUUUUUAUAUACACAAUGGGUUUGUUCUAUUGAGUUACACUAUUGGAUCCCCCUUUUCUGUAUUCCAUUUGAGAUGCGUAUGCAGUAAAGAUAACGUAAGACGUACCAGUGUCCCUACAAAGACCCUGGUAUGAUUCUUCACCUAAUAUCCAGUGACAAGGAUUAUAUUGUCAGAAGCAGAGACAAUCGAGUCAACAGAUGGCUCCUCGCUUAACUUUCUUAUUAUUUACGAGGACAUUCUUUGUAAUUAUAGAUUCCAGUUACUACUACUUGCAUAUAACUGUAUUCCUUAGCAAUACCAGUACUGUCUAGUUAUCCGGCGCAACCUGUUUUCUUUCUUUCUAUUAAACACCAUUGUUUUAGCCUGACCCCAAAAGGCAAUUUGGACAUAAAAAAACAUUGUUAACCCUGCAAUGGGUGUUGUUUUUCAUUAUUUUCAAUAGGUAACUGAUGUUUUCAAACAAUUAAUUGCCCUUGGACCACUUAUUUUCCCAUAGAUUUCCACAGAGUAGUGUGCACUCUAUGAAACACAAUUGUUUUUAGUGUGGCCCAAUGGCAAGUUUGGCAUGAACAACAGCAGUUGCGAUUUCUGCGACUGUGGUAAUUACGCCACUGCCUACAUGUUGUCAUUUUUUUUAAAUUUGGGUUGCACUGCAAUGAAACAUACAAGUGUAAUUUAAAUUAUAAUCAGAGUUGACUCCAAAUAAGAAACCAAGUUUCACGAAUAAGAAACCAACUUCCACGAAUAAGAAACUUGCCUAAUAAGAAACCAACUUCAACCUCGUAACUAAAACCUUAAAAUUACAAUGUCCAUCUUUGUCAAUUUGACAUGUUGGUAGAUAUGAUAACUGAGUGGAGUGAGAGUGGUAGUAUGCAAAAUAUGUAUCUUUUUGUUUUUUUGUUCUUGAUGAAAUUUCUUUAACUAUAUAUACACAUUACAAUUUAAGGUUAAAGGAAGUUUGCUCACAUAAAAUUACGUAGUAACAUUGUUUAAAAUGAUCUACCCAUAGGAAUACACAGUUAAUAUGAAUGUAGAGCGGUCUAAAAAACUAUUUUGCAAUAAUACUCGUUGUAAGGCAGAAUGUUGAGCUAUGAUCAAUGCAUUAUUAGCAAAAGUUUAACAUUUACAGAAACAUUUCGAUUCACUCAGUCACUUGCAGUCUGUUUCACAUUUAUGUUCGUUGACACUUUAUUGCAAUAAAGUAUAUUGAAAUGACUGUUGGUGACGUGAUGUUGUUUACAUGCGGCAGAAUGUAUGGGAUUAUUGUGUUCCAACGCGUAACGUUCCACACAAACAACAUGUAUCUACAAUUGGCUGCAGACAAGGUUAUACUUAGUUGCUACGUGUUCCAAAUACUGUAAUUGGUUCAUUGCAAUGAGAAACGUUCAGCAACUGCCAAUUAAAGUUCGCCUAGCUCUGAGUGCCCGAAGUGCUGUUGUGAGGGGGAGACCUUGGCGAGGCCGUGAUUCGCGCGCUGCUAUUGGCUAGAACAGAACGUCCAGGACGCAGACAGCCUAUGGUGUGAUUGGCCACGCCCAGCGGCUUCCUGUCCUCUCUGCGAUCUGUCGCAGUGAUACAGAUUGGAAGGAAGGAAAACAGCGCUGGUUCGAUGGAGGGCAGACAGCUAGAGUACAAGAUACGCUUCUUACCUGGCUGGGUGGAAGUGGUGCAGGUGAGACACAGUUUGUGUGUUAGGCAAUUAAUAGACAACGUCCCCAUUCAUCGCAAUGUAUGCAUGAGGUUGUCAUAUUCUGCUGGGCACAUAAACCCUUCAUCUUGUGAAUAGUUACUGUAAAGUUAUUUAUGUUCUGCUACACGUAGCAUUUAUAUGCUACACAUAUAUUGAGAUACAUUACUUAGGGAGAAGGGCACGCCUGCAGCAUUUAAUGCCUAUAUACUACAGGGCAUCACUUAUUAUGCCCUGCCCAUCAGCCUGUAGAAAGGAUGUGUAUCUAGAAAAACAAGGCACAUCUGGCAACAUAUGUUUUGGCUGCUCAGGUGCCAUUCUAAUUUUGCACAUUCCAUGACAAGAUUUGCAGGCUGAUUAUUAUUUAUUUUUAUUAUAAUUUUUUUUUUUGUGUUUUUUGCAAUUGAGUUUAUGUUGUUGCUGCAGUCUUCUGUAGUUCUGGUAAACGUUUUACCUUUUAACUUUUAUGGACUGUGUCUCCUGUGAUGCUCAGAUCAGUAGAUCUGUUUGCUUAGCAUCAUAGGUCUGAAUGCUAUGAAAUAUUGGGUACAAAAAAAGUUUGCCUUUGCUUUAAUUGCUAAAUGAGAAGGGGAAAAAUAUUGCAUAUUUUAAUUUUUCUAAUAAAUAGUAUGUCUUACAGAAACUGAUAUGUUGUAAUAACUUCACCAGAUGAAAUAAAAAAAAACUUUUUGUUGUAAAUUCUUGUAGAAAUGUAGUUGUCGCAUGUAGCUGCAGAACUUUUUUUUUUUUUUUAACAGGAGUUUCCCAUUCCAGUUUACUAAGAAGUUAUUUCAAUGCUAUGGUGAAUCACAUCUUGAUAAUUGAUUAAUUUGUAUUACCACAAAUCGUUCUAGCAGAUAUCUGAGUUGCUGAAACAUUAAUCUAUCAGUGAUAUUAGAUUAAAACUCCCUGCUUUAACUCCUGAAUUACAAGUUUAUACUUUUAUACUGCAAAGCCAAGCAGGCAGGGCACAUCUUCAUUUGACACUGAAAUAUUGAUAUUAAAUGGGGUAGAGAUGCCACUGAUUUAAUGAGGAAGUCUUGGACAUAAUAAUAACCCUGGCAUUAUGAAAGUCUUAAUUUCCUGUAUCAGAAGAAAAGGAAAACAAAUCAUACUGCAGGACAAUAUAAGAUGUCAGAUUUUUGUCUCUGGGCUAGUAAAAAAAAAAACAAAAACAAAAAAUUCACUUCAGAAACUCCUUUUUAACCCCUUCAGGACAGCAUCAAUUGUUCACGUUCAACAUCAAAACAAAAACUGGAAUUUGCGCUAUAUGUCUGUUCAACCAUAAUUCACCUUAUAUAUUAAUAUUUCAUAUUAAGUGCACCUACACUUAUUAUAUAUAAUUUUACUCAGGAGAAAUGGGGCUUUCAUUUAACAUGAAAUAUUUAGGUAUGAAACAAUUUAAUAUGAAUAAAAUACUGUAAGAAAUAAAGAUUUUAAAAAAAUAUAUUUGUAGUUCCGCCUGACAUUUUUGCUAUAAAUGUCAUAACACUGAUGGCUUUUACAGCAAAAGAAAUUGCACAUAUUUGUAUUAGACCAAUAUUUUAAUUUUUAAUUUUUUUUUAGAGCCAACUCCGAUAUUCUGUGAACUUUCAGGCCUAUAGCCGAUAACUUGCCAAUAUUCUGUACAUUUACCAUUUUGAAAAAAUAAACUAUUUCUGAAGGUAAAUGCACAAAAUAUACAUGCCACAUGUAGUGGAUGCAGUGUGUUUAGACAGGGGAGCUGUGUGUGUUUGCGCGCGCGCAAAGUGAAUGCAGUGUGUGUGCGCGCGCGCAAAGUGAAUGCAGUGUGUGCGCAAAAUGAAUGCAGUGUGCGUGCGCGCGCGCGCAAAGUGAAUGCAGCGCGCGCGCAAAGUGAAUGCAGCGCGCGCGCAAAGUGAAUGCAGCGCGCGCGCAAAGUGAAUGCAGCGCGCGCGCGCAAAGUGAAUGCAGUGCGCGCGCGCGCGCGCGCGCAAAGUGAAUGCAGUGUGUGUGUGUGUGUUUCUGUAGCUAUGUAAUAUGUGUGUAAAAUAGGGAGGGGGGGGGCCUUUUUAUUUUUAUUUAAAAUAUUUUUUUUGUCCCCCCCCUUCCUGCUUCUUACUUGGCCGGGGGGAAUAUGGCAUUCCCUGGUGGUCCAGUGGCAUGAACUGUGCAGUGAGGGUCCGCAGCAAGCUUUUACUUCCCUUUCCAGCAGCUCCCUUCAGCUCCCCUGUCUAAAUCUCACGAGUCCCAGUGCCGUCAGAGCAUUGCAAUGGGUUACCAUGGUAGUGUUCCCUGCGGCACGCUGGCCGGGAGAUAAAAAAUGCUGGGAAGGUAAGGAAGAGCUUGCUGCGCAACCUCCAGGACUGCCGGGCUUGUCCUGGUAUGCAUUAUCGACAUCUCUAUAGGCCAAUACCGAUAUUGCCGAAAAUGCAGAAUAUCGGCCGAUAAUAUCGGCCAGACCGAUAAUCGGUCGAUCCCUAAUUUGUAUUCAGCAAAGUCUCACGAGUAAAACAGUACCCCCUUUAACAGGUUUUACGGUGUUUUGGAAAGUUACAGGGUCAAAGAUAGCACAUUCCAUUUUUUGUUUGUUUUUUUAUCAUAGAAAUUUGCCAGAUUACUAAUGUUACCUUUGAGACUGUGUGGUAGCCCAGGAAUGAGAAUUACCCCCAUGAUGGCAUACCAUUUGCAAAAGUAGACAACCAAAGGUAUUGCAAAUGGGGUAUGUCCAGUCUUUUUUAGUAGCCAAUAAGUCACAAACUGUCACGGGUGGCGGUACGGAAACCGGGACCCCUGAGUGCCUGAUGAGAAGGGAGUCUCAGCGUGGAAGAGGAUUAUCAGUCUGGUGCAGGGUAACCGCACGCCCCCUGGUGUUGAGCACAAGCGUUUGUGCAGCCACAUACCAGAACCCUGAUGCAGCUUAUGCGGAUCUGAGGAACUAGGAGCUAGGAAAUAAGCAGACCUCCCCGGAGCUGAAUAGGGAGGAUCUGCAGCAAGAAUGUAUCCAGUACAGAAACAAGGCAAGGCUAGGCUAGGAUAGGAUAGUCACCAAACAUGAAAACAAGACCAAACUAGGAGAACCCAGAACCAGAGCAGGACAGAAAGCAGAACAUGUACACAAGACAUGAGGAAAACAAGAACAGGACAGGACAGUACAUGAACUGAGAAUACAAGACAAAAUAAAACAAGACAAGAGAUACAAGGUAAAACAAGAGGAGACAUAACUAAGUACUCUAUCUGAAAAUCAUGGGGAUUUAGUCACAUUAUAUGAUCAUACAUUGCAUAAGCCUGCCAACAACGCCAAUGUACCCCAUAUCUGGCAGGUCCUACACUGCCUAAUGUUCGCUAAAAGAACCAUACUAAACCACAAUCGCACUUACCUGCAAGAAAAGGCAGACACUUGAAACACUGCUGCAGGUCCAGGAAAACAAACGGGUGUGGCAACAUAAAACAAACAUAUAAAUGAAUCCAGGAGACUGGGAAUUCCAGGGACAGAUUACAGGAAUGAACCCAGAAAAACCCAGCAUAAAGAAAACCAGACACAGAAUAGAAAACCAGAAAAACUAAACAAGAAAUGUAAAAAGAGUACUGGAUACCAGAAGCCAAAGCCAGACAUCUCCGCAGAACAUGGCGUGAUGUGACACAAACACUUGCCAAAUUUGGCGUUCAAAUUAGUUUUUUUGCAUUUUUCACACACAAAUAUUAACACUAACUUUGGCCAGUAUUUGUGACCAAGUGGCUACUAAAAAAGGCUGAACAUACCCCACCUGCAAUACCUUGGGUCCCCUACUUUUUCAAAUGGUAUGCUAUCAUGGGGAUUGUGGCGAAACCGGCCUCGCCACGUGUCCUUGGAGGGGGCUGCUUGCCCGCCUCUUGCCUUUGGACUAUGGACCAGACUUUAUGUGAAUGUGUUAACCCAGAUAGCUAUGCCAUGGAGCCCAUUCGUGUAGUUAAAGACUUCGGCUCCAUGGCAAUUGAACUGUGUGAAUAGGAUCUGAGCGCUAUUCGGUAGUUUUGUGCGCUCAGAUCCCAGCUAUCUGGGGAUAUGUGAAAUGUCUGUGUGUUAUGUGUAAAAGUGACUUUAUGUAUUUUAAAGUGUUUUGUGUCUUUUUGCAACCAUGUGCUUAAUGGAGUCUUGUGUCUGUCCUGGGAGAUAAUUGAAUUACUUAUCUCCAGGAUAGAAGACUCUGAAACUGGUUUGUGCCAGAAAGCCAUGCUUCAUUUAGUCACAAAGGACUUUCCCUUAACUUUUGAACCCCUGGUCUGAUUCGUGCCAUUUUUUAACUAUAGUGCCAGGGAAAACAUACUUGUUUUCUUUUCUCUCCUAAUGCCCCCCCCACCCUCAGGUCCCCCCUCCCGCCCGGCUCUGGAAGGGAAAGGGGUUUAAGCUUUACCUUUUCCAAGCUGGUGAGCUCCUCCUCCUCUCCGCCUCCGUUCGCCCGCCCAUUGAAUGCAUGCAGCGCUUGGCAAAGGCCUCUUGUAGCAUUCAACCCGUCAUAGGAAAGCAUUUACAGUAGUUUCCACCAGCACUGCGUGCUCUCACUGUGAAAAUCACAGUGAGAAGCACGCAAGCGCCUCUAGUGGCUGUCAAUGAGACAGCCACUAGAGGAUUAGGGGGAAGGCUUAACCCAUUCAAAAUUAUAGCAGUUUCUCUGAAACUGCUAUAAUUAUGAAAAAAUGGGUUAACCCUAGAAGGACCUGGCACCCAGACCACUUCAUUAAGCUGAAGUGGUCUGGGUGCCUAGAGUGGUCCUUUAAUAUGUUGUUCCCCUGAAUGGAUUGAUUAUGAAAAUGUAAGUUUUAUGUAUGUACGAUGUUAACUCCCAAAGUUAUAAAAAUGUACAAAAAGUAACUUUUCAGCUUGGAGAUAAUUGAGUAGAUACAGUAAUUGACUCAAUUAUCUCCUAAGCAGAAGGGAGGAAUAUGCUGGGUGUGUUUCUAUUGUCCCAUUGUGUCUGAUUGGCUGCUGUACUUGCAUUGUAUGUGUUGUAAUGUGUUUAUUGGUGGUUCUGCAAAACCCUGUGGGCAGUACUAUGUUUUGUGGAUUGUAAUAAAAACCUGGCUGGGUGUGCCAGCACUGGAGUUCCUGUUUAACCCUCAAAGUGAAGUGUCGUCUCAUUAUUGGGGGAAGGAUUCAUUGUAUGCUGUUCCAGUUUGACUGCUAGGAGAGUAAACCUAUUCGUAUGGUUCCUAUUCAACUGUCUACAGCAUUCAUAUGCUUGAGAGAAGGUAUAUGCUUCUCUGGUUCGGAGGUUGUGGUGUCUGCUGCAGUGCUUGGAAUCCUCAGGAAGCGCUAGGAGCAUCCUUCAACGGAGGUACCCAGUCGGGGUGCCAGGUGAUCCGUUACAGGGAUAAUUCUCAUUCCUGAGCUACCAUAAAGUCUCAAAGGGAACAUUACCAAGCUGGCAAAUUUCAAUGUGAAAAAAAUUAAAUGCAAGCCUUAUAUUUGACUCUCUAACUUUCCAAAACACCAUAAAUCCUGUACAUGAGAUGGGAGGGGAGGGGGGUGUAAUGUUAUACUUGGGAGACCACACUGAACACAAACAUUAGUGUUUCAAAACUGUAAAACAUAUUACAACAAUAAUAGUGUCAGUAAAAGUGCAGUUCAUGUGUGAAAAAUGAAAAAAAAACAUAACUUUUGCUAAAAAUAUCAUCGUUGUAAUACAAUUUAUAUUUUUGAAAGACUAAUAUUUGUGUUCAAUGAAGUCUCCCGAGUAAAACAGUAGCCCCCAUGUACAGGUGUUUUGGAAAGUUAGUGUUAAAUAUAGUGCUUGCAAAUUACAUUCUCUGCACUUUCUGCCUGGGUUGUCAGGCAUGUCAAUGAAAUUUUAAUUAAUAAAAUCACUUAAUUCUGCUAAAAGAUUACUUAAAUAUACACAUAUAAUUUUAAUAUAUAUUCUUAUAUAUGUAUCUAAAUUCUACAAGUAUACUUAUGUAAUCAUUAAUGUAAUUAUAUAGAUCUGCGGUUAUUUGUAUUUUGUAUAUAGAUUGUCAUUCUAAGUGUGUGUGUGUAUGUGUGUAUAUAUAUAUAUAUAUAUAUAUAUAUAUAUUAUAAUGAAAUUACAUAUGUAUAUAUAAUUUAUUUUCAUUUAAAAAAAAUUAAAUUUUAUUGUUAUUAUACGUGUGUGUAUGUGUAUAUAUAUGUGUGUGUGUGUGUGUAUAUAUAUAUAUAUAUAUAUAUAUAUAUAUAUAUAUAAUGUAACUUCAUUCUAAGUGUAUUUUAAUACUAAUAUAUGUACUUAUAUUAAUAUACUAAAAUAACGGACGUUACAUAUAUAUUAUGUACAUUUAAUUUAUUUUAAACAUUGUGGCGAAACCAACCUCGCCACUGUACACUGGAAAAGCCUGGUUGCUCGCCUGCUGCCUUUGGACUAUGGCCCCAUGUUAAAAGACAUCUUUUUUCCCUGCAGAAAAGACUUAUUCGUGCUUUUCUGCCGGGUGUUCGGUAUAUUCAAUCUACCGAACAACCGCAGGAAUGAAUAGACCACCUGGGAGCUGGAGUGUGCCGGCAAUUAACCUCCCUGAAGCUGCGGUUAACCGCAGCUUAAUUGACGAAUGCUGGGUGGCUGGCAUUCGUAUCAUGAACACGAGGUCGCAGCCAUUUUAAACAUGCGAAUGCACAGCGGUGUUCAACGCUUAAUUCAUGGAACUGAAAUCGGACACAGUUUUGUGCGAACACCGCUGAAGCCGCCGACCUCCCUUCUUGUUCGGUGAAAGUUCACGAACGGCCCGGUGUUCGGUAGUUUUGUUUGAGUGUGUUGUGCUCCAGAUAGGAAUCCCAUGGAGCCCAUUCGCAUGAAACUGACUGUGUAAAGACUUUAGCUCCAUGGCGAUUAAACUGUAUUCGUGUGGUCUGAGCGCCAUUCGCUUAAUAAUGUGCGCUCAGACCUGAGCUAUCUGGGGAUAUGUAGAACAUAUAUGUUUUAUGUCUUUUACUGUUUGUUUUCUGCCAUGUGAUUAAUGGAGUUUUUCCUCUGUCUUUGGAGAUAAUUGAAUUACUUCCCAAAUUAUCUCCAGGGCAGAGAGGAGGGAUUGUGAUGCAUUGUGGGAUGGUUGAAAUGUGUAAGUCUGUGAUUGGUCCUUUUACCCUUUGUGUCCCAGUCUCCCAUUUGGUCCCCUAGAGACCUGCAUAAAAGCCGGGCAGUUAGCCCCAGUAAAUCAGUUCCUGCUUAACCCUCAAAGUGAAGUGUUGUCUCAUUAUUGGGGGAGGAUUUACUGUAUGCUGUUAGAGACUGAUUGCCAGGAGUGUAUGCCGCUUGGGGGCUUUUCCUGUUCGUCUGCUAGCAGCUAUUCGUGUGUCUCCAGUUCGGGAGUUUCGAGUAUUCCCUUGGUUGCAGUUCGGGAGUUGGUGAAUUCGUGGGUUUGCAGUUCAGGAGAUUGGUGCUUGCAGUAGCUGUCGGUGCAGCUGAAAAAGGGGAAUAUCGCCUAAACGGUUUUUAACCUCUUUUUUGGGCAAAACGGUCCGUUACAAACAUGUUUAAUUAUUUUAUUUUUUUUAUACUUCCCACUAGCAGUGGGACUGUCUGACAGUCCAGGCAGUCCCCAUGCUGGCAGAUCCACAGCCAGCUAUAGGGGGCCAUAUGAUCGCACGAUCACAUAAUCGCUGGGGGCCUGAUUCCCAGGCAGUCCUCCCGAAGAGGAUUGUGGCGGAAGUCCACCGGAACUCCUGGGGGCUUAAGCCGUUACAGCGUUCUAUGCCGCCGCAGCGGCUUUAAAGCCAAUUAGAAUGGGGAUGGCAUAGAACGCCAUAACGGCGUUAAGGGGUUAAACAUACCUACAAAACAGUGCCAGUACAGAUUUGCUGCAGCCCAAUCCUUGUAUUGAGAGAUUAUUAAAGGGAUACUCUAAGUAGCAAAAUAACAUUAAAGAGACACCCAAUGCCUAAUACAAAGUAAAUUAAAAUCAAAGUUUAGUACAUAUAACCCAAAUGUGUAACAUGCAUGCAUUUAAUUAUAUAUAUAUAUAUUUUUAUUUGGAGUAUAUCUACAAACAACUUGCAAAAGCUACAGUUCUUUUAUCUGCUGUUUUUGUCACCCCUCCUCUUCUAACUCUGCCUAGACUUUGUGUGGCUGUCCAAUGACAGACCUCCCAAUGUAGCUCAGUGAGAAGUCUUUGCAAGGCAGUUGCUCUGAGUUAAUCAAACCAGGACGUAACAUGACUGAUUGUCUGCUUGAAAGCCAGGGGUUGUUACCUAGUUAAUCCAUACAAGUGUCAAAUUUUUAUUAGGACAAAAUCUUCACACACAAAGCUUUUCAGCAAGCUAAAGUGUUUUAGGGUUCUUGAGUGUCCCUUUAAGCAUUUCUGGUGUACAAAUCAUACUCCUUCAGUCUCCCUGCUCAAAUUCUCUGCCAUUUAGCAUUAAAAUCAUUAUAUAUUUUUUUCUAUUAUUUAUGCAACUCUAACCACACUUCCCCUGGCUGUGACUCACACAGCCAACAUGAAAAAAUAACAUGGUUUCAUUUUCUAUCAUAUUUUGCAGUGUUCUUACUUUACAACAAGCAUGUCAAACUUGCGGCCCACAAGGGACAUCUUUGCGGCCUGAGGAGCCGCGAGUACAUGCCUUGUUAUAGCAGAGUAGGCACGUGCUUUCCCCACAUUGCAGUUGCCUACUAUGCUAAAACUUACCCGGCCAGGGUGGAGGACCAGCGAGGGAGCUCAGUGUUCAUGCGCCUCACUGCUCCCUCGCCGUCUUUAGUGAAGCCGGGCGCCGGAAUAUGACGUCAUAUUCCGGCACCACUAAACCGCGCGAGGGAGCAGUGAGGAGCAGAUAGGAUUCCAGGGAGAUGCCCCACAUUGGCUCCAAAAGGGAUGGAGCAAUAAAGUAGUGUGUGUGUGUGUGUGUGUGUGUCUGGGUCAUUGUUACAUUGGCUGCGACUGGACAGUGGAGUACCUGGAGGUGCAUGGAGGCACGUAACGCCACGCCACAUUUCGACGUGACAUCAGCGUGCUCCACCUUCACAGGGUUUCAAGAAGUAGCGGGAGGAUCAGAUUUGGCACAGGGUGCGGACGGCGCCAUUUGGGGUAUACGAGAGGCCGGACUCCGGAGUCGCAUACUGGCACCGGCAAUGUGAGUGGAGCCUGCUUGUUCACUAGAGGGGAGUGCUGGGAUUUAGUAGAAGGGGAGGACUGGGAUUUAGUAUAUGGGGGAGACUGGGAUUUAGUAUAUGGGGUGCUGUGGUUUAGUAGAGGGGGAUGCUGUUCUAUGUUUCUAGGAAAAUGUAAAGUGUUUUUUUCUUUGCGGCCCACAUAAACUUAAAUCUUGUUUAUGUGACCCAUGCUAGACUUUGAGUUUGACAUGCUUGCUUUACAAUGUCUGAUCUUCUGGUGUCUCAGUUGAACUUUAGUCACACACUCGUAGAUGUUGCAGGCACUAGCAGAUUAUUACAAGAGCAGGAGAAAAGAACUUGGUAAGAGAAGCUAAAAAGUGUGUGUGUGUGUGUGUGUGUGUAUGUGUGUGUGUGUGUGUGUGUGUGUAUAUAUAUAUAUAUAUAUAUAUAUAUAUAUAUAUAUAUAUAUAUAUAUAUAUAUAUAUAUUAAAAGGCUUGGCCUGUAGUUGUGGGAGGGGCUUGGUUUCCCUUUAAAAGGGCUGCCAAUCCACUCCCACCUUACUGUUGCUGGUCUGGCGAGUCAACCCUCCCACCACUCUCUCUAUUCGUAACACCCUCUAAGGUGGGCCCACUUUUAUUACAGGCCUACUGCUUUGUCGGUUCCGGCACACCACAACCGACUGGUGCUAACUCAUGGAUGUUAUGUUUAUAAUAUACUAAGAUUUCUGUGUUCGGCCAUAUUGCCCCGAAUAUAUUAUAUAUAUAUAUAUAUAUAUAUAUAUUCUCAGCCAGAGAAUGUGUGGCUAGUGCUACAAAGUGAUUUAACUACUAAAUGGCAGAGCUUUGAGCAGUGACACUGCAGGGGCAUGAUCUAUACACCACAACUAUUUCCCAAACAACUUGUACUCAUUAGAUUGAGCAUGCAGUUCUAUCUGUACAUUGUGCUAGCAGUUUUGUAUAGAUUAGGAGAACACAGACUUAAGAACAGGCAUACUGAGGCAUUAACUGGCAAGGAGGAGCAGAAAAGAUCUCCUACAGGAUGUCCUGCUCAACCAAGCAUAGUGAAAACAAUCACAACAUAUAAACAGAGCAGCGGUGGGAGUGCAGGAAACAGGGACCGGAAGACCACCACCAAUGAUGUGACACCAGACUAAACAAAAAUAGAGGUGAAAAAAAAAAAAAAAAAAGAGAAGUCACAAGUAAUAAAAUCGGGAUGAAAUUGUUAUGUUGCUUGAAGUGCUCCGCAAAGUAAUAACAGAGAUAAGAAUUUUUUAUUUUUAGAAAAAAGAUGUUGAAUAUAUUUUUCCUUUUAUAUUUCUUGAGGAUAUAGUCAUUAUCCUGUAUACUUACCAAAAUUACAAGAUUAAUUAAAACACAGCAUGCUUGUCUUUUUAUUUAGGAGGAGGAUGUUGUUCCCAACAGAAGAGCUCUUAUAACUGGGGCCACUGGACUCCUUGGCCGUGCUGUGUAUAAAGAGUUCAAAGACAACAGCUGGCAUGUGGUGGGUUGUGGAUACAGUCGGGCACGGCCCAGGUUUGAACGUGUUGACCUAUUGGAUGCAGCAGCCGUGGAAGCACUGGUCCAGGAUUUUAAGGUAAUGUGUGAUUUAUAUUCUUUUUCCAAUAAGUAUGUGUCUUUUUAUCCUUGCCAUGGGGUGUGUGUGGCUAUAAGUGUGUUCUAUGGGGAACUUGCAGCCUUGUGCAUUAUAGAGCUCAACCCAUUAUAGGCACUUUUUUCUUGUAUUAGAUUUUUUUUUUUUUUCAUUACUACAUUUGUUGCAAAUCAUCAGUCUGUACAACUAGACUAGUCAACUCCGUUUUGGUUUAUCUUUUUAUAGGAUCAUUGCAUGUGUGUGCAGCUAAUAGAUUCCUACUAAAAAAGAAAAAAAAAUCAGUGCAAAAGUAAAAUUCAUGUAUAACUUUUUCAAGUGGGAUCUUAUGGGGAUGGCUUGCGUCAUUAUUGUUAUUACUGGUAUUUUUAAAGCAUCAACAAAUUCCACAGCGCUGUACAAUAUACACAGACAAAUACAAGAGCCCAGCCCAUAAGCUGAUUACUAGCCAUUGGAGCUCUUUUAUAAAAUGUAGAAGCCUUGGUUUCUCUUUUGCAUGACCACACUUUCAAGAGCACUGGUCUUAAAUAUUAUAAUUCAAUAUCUGGGUUGUGUUAUAAACACUAUCUGUGAAGUAAGUCACAUAAAAUCAGUUACCGGUGGAUCACAUGGAGAGGGUGUAUGGUGGUAUCACUUAAUGUUGAAUUUCAUAAAAUACAGACUAAAGAACAGCACGCACAACAAAAUUACAGUUUUAAAUUCUACGAAGUUACUUAAAAUCACCCAUUUUAGGAAACAAAUGUGGGGUUUGUUACACUAUAUGGCCAUAUUUUGUUAAGCCCACCACUACGUCGCAGUUACCCAAUAUCUGUGGGUUCUACACUAAUUUUAACAUGGGAGAUGAACAUGCUAACUGCAAUACUUACUGCUUAAAAUGCUUCUAGAGACACUCCUUCAUUUAUUCCUUCCUGUGGACACCUCCAAUGUGAAUAUUGUGGAUGCUCAGCCCAAUAGAAAUCUGGCCUUGAUUUAAGAAAAGAAAAGGGGAGAAUUCAGGUCAUACCUGGAACAUGCAUUUCUAAAUAGGGCUACUGCCUUAAAGACCAUAAUGUAUACAAAAUACAGAGUCUAUUUUAUGCAUAUUUUGGUCUUUAAGGCAGCACCACUGUGACGAACCGCUUGGCACCGACCGGGUACCUCCGGCAAUCGCUACUUUUUAGUACUUGCAAGCACCAUAAGCACUGCACAGGAACACCAUAACCGCCGUAAACCCCACGAACCGCCGCAGCUUGGUUGGGGCUUAGCUGUCCUCCAACCACCCUGGACCCAAGACCAGGAUACAGCUUCCAGUGGGUAGACCUCUCCUCAUCCAGAGAGCAUAGCAGAAACAGCUCUUAUAAGAGCUAGUGCUUAUACUCAGGGGAGUAUUGUGAUAUAGCAAUCCCCAGAGUGAAUAUAGUUCUCCAAUCCCCCAAACAUGAGCCAAGACUUCAUGAAGGGGUAAAUGAAUUUCAGUUUAAUGGGAGCCACACUUGGUCUUAUAUGACAAUCCACAUGCAAGGGUUACGCCCACAUGGACCUGAUGGUAGACUGAUUUGCAACAUCACAGACCAAUAACAAUAAGGUUACAAGGCACGACACAGCACACAAUCCCUCCCCUCUGCCUGGGAGAUAAGUGAGUCAGGUACUGUAUUAACUCCAUUAUCUCCAGGGCAGAAAAUAACACAUAUUUCUUUAAAACCCCCAAAGUACCCCAAAACCACAUAAAAUCCCCACAAAUGUUACAUCCCCUGAGAGCCCUGAUCUGGGUGACCAACAUAUCCAAAAAUCACCCAGAUCUGUUCAGGGAUUCAAGAAUUCUAUGGAAGUCACAUUUUGACCGACCGCAUACAGUCAGUCUAUUUUGGAAAUUCUAAAUAAAGUCCAGAAUACUGAACAUAGCCAUUCGUGAGUACAGUCAGUUUGUCUCUCGUUCGGGAGUUUAUUCUUACGGAACGCUGUUCGACUCCCGUUCGAAUAGCUGAACAUCCAUGGAAGGUAAAUAGUUAGUGGUGUUCGUGUCGUUGAGUGUCUGAUUUGAGUUCCAUGAACUUGACGACCAAACACCGCUCAUUGUAUUCGCGGCUUAAGAUGGCUGCUGCCACUUGUUCGAACAACUUCGACCAUUCGAUAGUUCGAAGUGUUACUGUAUCAGUCCAAAAGGGCACAAACAGUGGUUUCAACCAGGGUUUAACACAGGGGCCAUAGUCACAGGGUAGGAGGCUGGCAAACAAUAGCCAGUGGCAAGGUUACUUUCGUCACAACCACUACUUAAAAACGCAUGUUCCGGGUAUGCCCUAAAUCCUCCCCCCUUCCCCCCCUUUUUUUUUUUCCUGUGUUGAAUUUCAUAUCAGUCCUCUCCAAAUUUCUCAUCUCAGGCAACAAAAUGGAGCCCAUAAGGAUCUUUUCACACUGAUAUAUAAGAACUUAAAACCAUCCAAACAACCUCCUUAUCUGCCUUUGCUUAUUUCACUGCUUCCACUUCCCAAUAGGUGCAGACUCCAUGCAGUGGUGCAGAUAAAGAGGUAGGAAUGGAUUAAAACAGCAGGUCUUGCUAAACCCUAAAGUUGUGGAAACAUAUCGCACACGAUUUGUUACAUGCUUUAGUAACAAACAACAUUUUCCAACUACUACAUACUGAGAGUUAAAAAUCCUUUAUUUUAUGGUAUACAGCGGGUUAAAUAGGCAUUGCCUUUUGCACCUUGUAGUUUUUUUUUUGGUUUUUUUUUGUAGUUUUUUGGUUACUUUUUUUUAAUCUAGGUAUAUGUUCUGGUACAGCUCCACCUCUGAUAAGAAUUACUCUAUAAUAAUAUGGCGUGCCAUAUUGUUUUUUUUUUAACUGAAACAAAUAUCGUCUUUAUAUGUUCUUUCAUUUCAGCCCCAUGUGAUUGUACAUUGUGCUGCUGAGAGAAGGCCAGAUAUUGUUGAAAAUCAGCCAGAGUCUGCUUCAUUGCUGAAUGUUGGUGCUUCUGAGAAUUUAGCAAAAGAAGCAGGUAAUUCACUAUAGUGAUCUGAUUCACAAUAAAAUGCUAAUUUUAUUGAGAUGCUAGUGUAUUCUUUCCAGUGAAUAAUUCAUUAUUACAAGGCUAUUCACUGAACUUUGAAGUGGCAAGGAAUUGCAAAUCAUAGGCAAAAAAAUAAAAUAAACCCAGUUGAAAAACGUUUCCUAUUUAAUUAUUUUGUUCUAAAUUGGUAAUUCCCUGGAUGAAUGAACCAUAAUGCUGCUUCGCACUGGAAAAAAUGACCUGGUCCCUGACUGGUAGGUCCAAUGAUAUUUAGCUACAUCUGGAAUAAUCUUUUAAGCCUUAUUAAAGGUUGAUGAGACACAAAAUGUCAUAUGCUUUGGCUAAGAACAAGGAUUUGCUAGGGUCAAAAAUACCUGGGUCUGAAGCCCUAAAUGAAAUUUGGUGAACCCUCAAAGUUUCAGACCUGGUCCCUCCCAAAUUUGACAAAAAAUAAAUAGUGUAAAAAACGCUUGUUCUAUUUUUUUUAUUUAUAUUGGUGUGGAUGCACCCAAUUCAUUGUAAAUAGUUUGGGUGUAGGUUUUACAUAUUUUAUAAUUUUUUUUAUUUCUGACUUUAUACAAAAGUGACUAUAGUGUCCCUCAGUGUUUAAAUUUCCCCUAGGGACAACUCUAGUGGCCACUGCAGUUGCUUCCUGGUACAGUGCUGCCCAUCCCACCUCCUUGACAAUUACAUAAAUUCUGUCAGAAAAGAGGUGGAUCGGGGAAGGGGCCAGUGCCAGCAGACCUGCGCGUCACUGAAAAUUACGUACGUUUAAUUACCUUUUAAGGGGUUUAACAGGCGACACGCCACCGAAAUGAUAGUUUUAGCACUGUAGGGUCAGGAAUACAGGUUUGUGUUACUUUUAAAGGGACACUAUAGUCACCCAGACCACUUCAGCUCAAUGAAGUGGUCUGGGUGCCAGGUCCCUCAGGUUUUAACCCUUCAGAUGCAAACAUAGCAGUUUCAGAGAAACUGCUAUGUUUACAUUUGGGGUUAAGCCAGCCUCUAGUGGCUGUCUUCUGGACAGCCACUAGAGGUGCAUCAUAUUAUGCCUCCAUCGCGCAGAGCGUCCAUUGAAAAAUGCUUUCCUAUGGACACUUUGAAUGCGCGUGUGGCACUUGCCGCGCAUGCACAUUCGGCUCCGCUGACGUCGGUGGGGGAGGAGAGGUCACCGGCGCUGUAAUAAGGUAAGCUGCUGAAGGGGUUUUAACCCCUUCAGCGCCACGGGAGGGGGACACUGAGGGUGGGGGCACCCUCAGGGCACUAUAGUGUCAGGAAAACCGAUGAUGAUAUUGUCAGUGAAAGUGACUUUUUUUGCAUUUUUCACACACAAACAGCAUUUUUACUAAUGAUAUUGUUGUCAUACGUUUUCCAGUUUUGAAACACUAAUAUUUGUGUUCACCAAAGUCUCCUGAGUAUACAGUCCCCCCAUGUACAGGUUUUAUAGCAUUUUUGAAAGUUACAGGGUCAAAUAUAUGGGUCAAAUAUUUUUACAUUGAAAAUGGCCAGGUUGGUUACGUUGCCUUUGAGAGCGUAUGGUAGCCCAGGAAUGAGAAUUACCCCCAUGAUGGCAUACCAUUUGCAAAAGAAGACAACCCAAGGUAUUGCAAAUGGGGUAUGUCCAGUCUUUUUUAGUAACCACUUAGUCACAAACACUGGCCAAAAUUAGCGUUCAAUUUAGUUUUUUACUUUUUUCACACACAAUCAAAUAUGAACGCUAACUUUGGCCAGUGUUUGCGACUAAGUGGCCACUAAAAAAGACUGGACAUACCCCAUAUUGAAUACCCUGGGCUGUCUUCUUUAAAAAAAAAAAUAUGUACAUGAGGGGAUUUAUGACAGACAAUAGUGUUACAAUGUCACUAUUGAUAAAUUUUAAAAAUGUGUGUUUUGAAACCGCAAUAUCCUACUUGUACUUCUAGCCCUAUAACAUGCAAAAAAGCAUGUAAAUACUGGGUAUUUUUAGACUCAGGACACAAUUUUUAAUCUAUUUAGCAGUCUUUUUUCAUUCGAUUUUGUAGAUGAGUAAAAGAUUUUUCAAGUAAAAGUCAAAAAACAUGUAUUUUUUUUUCAUUUUUUUUUUAAAUUAAAUUACAUGGGAUUAUAUAAAUAAUGGUAUGUAAAGAAAGCCCCUUUUUUGUAUGGGAACAGUAAAUGAGAGAGCGGAAAAUUACAGCUAAACACAAACACCACAAAAGUGUCAAAAGAUGCCUGGUCGCAAAUGUACGCAAAAACAGUCCGGUCCUUAAGGGGUUAAAACAUACAUUUAUAAAAACAUUAGCAGGUGUACAAAAGGCCCUGUCUAUGACAUCACUUGCUGCUCCAGUUUGGCACAGGUCAGAGUAUUUUUGCGGUUUCCAUCUUCAAACGGUCGUAUUUUAAAAACUCUAAAUCCUACAGCGAAGAGCUUUAUAUUGUGAGAAUCACAAGACCCAGACCUACAUUUUGAUGCAUAGUAUGUCUCUGAAAUAUUAACAGUGAAGGCACAGUCGCAGUUUCGAAAUUGCCCUUCAAAUUUGAGCUGACUAGAGUGGAGUUUCAAUGAAUGUCAAUAGACGGCUGGAGUUGCAAACAAAUGGUCAUAUUGUGAAAACUAUCAGGACUAUCGCUUAGCUGUGGACAUUUGUAGUGGCAGCAGGGAUAGCUGAAUGUUUUGAUAUAAGAUUUGUGUAGGUGGGCUUGAAAAUGAGGGAGUGGUGGCAGUUUAGAAAUCAUGUCCUGAUUUUUCAGCUUUUGCCAGCUCCCGCUCUAGUUUUGAAAAUUAUGCCAUUCAUUCCUAUGUGACCAAUUUCGCCUCAAGAAAGACGAUAUUCCGUGAACCAUUCGGCGAAACGUUCCACAAAGUAAUAGCACACCAAUCGGGAACAAUCCUCACGUUUCGGUAUAUUACUAUCUAUGUAUUGUAAAAACUGUGGAAGGAGUUAGGGUGGUAAAUUUGACUAUAAUAAGAAUAAUAUAUAUGUGAGAUAACAUUAAGUGGUCUUGCUAUGCAAGAACACUUAAUAACUUAUAUGCGGUUGAUUACUCACAUAAGUGGUUUUAUCCAUAAUCAGAAUAUUGCAUGUAGAGGUGUCGGUAUUUCAUAAUAUAAAUAUAACAACCUAUUUUGGGUUUUCGAAUUAUAGCGCUUUCACUGAAUUUUAAUAUUAUCUUUAUAAUGCUUACAAUGACUAGUAAAGCCACAAGUGAACUUAACAUCAAAAAUGCCUGCUGUAUUUUUUUUUUUUUUUUUUUUAUCUCAUUCAGAAAUGAUUGUAAUUUAUUUCAGAUAUGAUUUGUCAGUUUACAACAAUAUAUAUUUUAAUGUAUUUAUAUUUUUGUAUGUUCUAGCUAAAGUUGGAGCUUUUUUGAUCUACAUCAGUUCAGAUUAUGUUUUUGAUGGAAGAAAUCCACCAUAUCGAGAAGAUGCUGUGCCAAAUCCUUUGAACCACUAUGGAAAAACAAAACUAGAAGGGGAGAAAGUAGUGUUGCAAAAUAAUGAAGGUUAGAUCAUGCAUGUCCAUUAUAUUUACUGCAGUUUCCAUAUAUUUGCGUAAACCUUUUACUUGUCAAGUUCAAUGUCAAGAUCUUGUUUUUUUUUUGUAUUGUUUUGUUCCUAGAUGCUGCUGUGCUUCGUGUUCCUGUGUUGUAUGGAGACGUUGAAAAACUUGAGGAAAGUGCUGUUACCAUACUGUUUGAUAAAGUCCAGUUUAGCAACAAAUCAGCCAAUAUGGACCAUUUGCAACAAAGGUUUCCUACAUAUGUCAAAGAUGUAGCAACGGUUUGUCUUCAGUUAACUGAGAAGAAACUUCAGGUAGUUAACUUCUGAUGACUUUCUGUGGCUACAAUUAAUUUUUAAAGUUAACUAUACAUGGGUAGCAUAUUUUUUUGGUAAAAGCAUCACAGCAGUAUUGUCAGUCUACUGUCUUUGUAAAACACAUUCAAGGCCGUUGCUAGUGUAUGUCAGUACAGCGGUACUACUCUACCCAAGUGUACCUAGUCUGGGUGUCACGGCUGUGAUUACACAUUAUUCACAUUAUUCUGGCUGCGCAGCUCCCUUUUGUGGCCUGUAGUGAUGCUACGGUGAUCUCAGCUACCCCCAUUGGAUACCAAGGAGAGAAUACACUCUAUUUCCCCUCGAGGUUGGGUGGUCAUAAACAAAAAUGUAGUAAAAACAAUGUAAAUUGGGGUUGGGGGAGUUGUGGCAACAGCACAAUGCAUCUUUGCCUGUCUAAGCAAAAAUUCUUGCACCAGCCCUGAAUGCAUUGCACUUACUGGGAAUACAUCUUGGUUCUGGUACAAGGUACAAUUCCUUUUAAAAUAUGCUUGAAAACGGUUAAACUUCUCAUGCAAAUUUUGUAGAUUUGCUUGUGCAAGUGUCUUAUGAAGUUAUAGCAUGGUCUGUAUAUUUAUUUUCUUCACACGAUCUUGAUAAUUUGUGAGAAAUGCACAGGCAGGGGGUGUCUUUCCACUGGGCUGCUCCAGGAGGGCAAGGCAAAAUCCCAAAUUAACACUGGAAAGUUCAGAAAAAGCCCAGACACGUACCGUAGCUUCCUCACAUAGGCUAUUUAGCGCGAGGCUGACAAGGCAUUUGCCUUGGGUGGCACUUUCAGGGGGUGGCAUAAAAAGCCACCCCGCAAACACCCAGGCAGAUGCAUUGUCAGCCUCUUGUCUAAGUUCUGGGGGGUGCAAAAGCUGGCCGACUGGCAUCUGCUGAUGAUGGAGGCGGGCGGCGAGGUUGCUGUAAUCUUCCUGCUUAGUGAUGCCAGAGCUGGUAUAUAACCUCACUAAGCAGCGAGGGAGGGAGCUGAGCAGGAGGAUUACAGCUCCCUCACCUCCCGCCUCUACUGUGUGCCUGCCUGCCCAUUCGCCCCCUGUUCCUGAAUGCCCUGCCAGCCGAGUUGCAGGCAGCCCUACUAGGGACCUCAGGGAAGAAUCCACUCCAGCUCUUCCAAAUGGAGGCUGGGGAGAUGGAAAUGUAAAAAAUAAAAUUGUGUGUGUUAGUUUGUAUGUAGGCAUGUUUGUCAGUGUGUGUGUGUGUAUGUGUGUCGGUGAAUUUGAGUGUCUGUCAGUGAAUGAGAGUGUGUGUAUAUCUGUGAAUGUAAAAAAAAGAGAGCAAGGAACACAACGUUCCAAGUCCCUGUAUAGCCGCCGCACCCACCACCUCAAAACCUCCCCAAAAGGGGGGGGGCAGUGGCUGCAGGGGUCACGCAGAGACCAACGUACCAGUAUGAGACUCCAGCUGUCUCAGAGGGGCUUAACCCCAGAUAUAAACACAAGAACAAAGAAAUAUGCAGACCGUCUUAAUUAUAUGAAUGAAACUUACUGCAUUGACUGGAAAAAAUAUAUCUAUGUCUAGCGCGAUGUUCCAAAUAUAGAACCUGGCUAUUAGAAAUAAUAUGGUCAGAGACCCUAAUUAAACAAAGUAUAUACAAGUGAACCUACAAUCCUAUGCCAGCCCAGGGUAGUAUAGAUCAAGAGGUAGUAAAAAAGAUAACCUCACUCCCCCUUAUAAUUAAGCUUUAUUGUGAUCUGCUAUAGGGAUAGGAGUAUACAGUAACUAAGUCUCUAUAAUCCAUGCAUCCUAGGAAGUAUCCUGGUCACACUAGAAACAUAUUAAGAAAAAACAGAGAGAGAUAAGGACUGAAAAUAGAAGUAAAAAAGUCAGUCAAAAACAGACUGAUAAUUAGCAUUAAUAAAGCCUAUCUCCCUGUAAAGCUAGCUAGAUAGGCAUAGGAAAGAAAAGAAGAAAACGAUAUAAAAUAAAGUUAAAUUAAAUGGUGAUCAUGGUGCUCCAAACACCAGUGCAGAAAAAAUGCCCAACGUACGUUUCGGUGCAGAAAGAUGUACCUUACGAAGGUGCAUCUUUCUGCACCGAAACGUACGUUGGGCAUUUUUUCUGCACUGGGGUGCAUCUUUCUGCACCGAAACGUACGUUGGGCAUUUUUUCUGCACUGGGCACUGGUGUUUGGAGCACCAUGAUCACCAUUUAAUUUAACUUUAUUUUAUAUCGUUUUCUUCUUUUCUUUCCUAUGCCUAUCUAGCUAGCUUUACAGGGAGAGAGGCUUUAUUAAUGCUAAUUAUCAGUCUGUUUUGACUGAUUUUUUUACUUCUAUUUUCAGUCCUUAUCUCUCUCUGUUUUUCUUAAUAUGUUUCUAGUGUGACCAGGAUACUUCCUAGGAUGCAUGGAUUAUAGAGACUUAGUUACUGUAUACUCCUAUCCCUAUAGCAGAUCACAAUAAAGCUUAAUUAUAAGGGGGAGUGAGGUUAUCUUUUUUACUACCUCUUGAUCUAUACUACCCUGGGCUGGCAUAGGAUUGUAGGUUCACUUGUAUAUACUUUGUUUAAUUAGGGUCUCUGACCAUAUUAUUUCUAAUAGCCAGGUUCUAUAUUUGGAACAUCGCGCUAGACAUAGAUAUAUUUUUUCCAGUCAAUGCAGUAAGUUUCAUUCAUAUAAUUGAGACGGUCUGCAUAUUUCUUUAUAUCUGUGAAUGUGUAUGUUUCAGUGAAAGUGUGUUAGUUAAACAGUGUGUGUGACAAUGACUUUGUAUAUGUCAGUGUAUGUUUCAGUGAGGGCAUGUGUCUGUCAGGCAAAGAGCAUGUUGGUUUUAAACAGGCAUAGAAAUUUUAGAAUGGGGGAAGGCGGAUGGGUGUGCCCAAGUUUUGUCAUGCCUAGGACAGCACAAAACGAGAAUACACCACUUCAUAUAGGCAGACUUUAUUCAGGAAAAGUGUGCAGCACGUUUCAUCCUUUAAAGGGGCCUUUGUCAAGCACAUUUUUGAAUAUAUAUUGUCUAAGCAAUUUUGAAAUACAACAUACAUAAAAACAAAACAAAAAAAACCAACCUGUUUACAUGCUGGAGUUCAAAUAAGCAAAAUUAAAGAUGAAAUUAUUUAUGUAUACCAAAUACAACCCUCUAAAUGUGUAUUGCACUGGCAAUCUGCCUCUUUGUUCUAGCUUCGGCUUGAAAUCGGUUAUUUAUUUAAUUUUAUGUGAUGUUCUGCAGUGUCUUGGUACUAAACAAGAUACUCCUUUCAUGAGCUAACAUACGGCUGCCUAGGUGCAUGCAAACUGACAAGAUGGUGGUCUAAGCUACAGAAAGUGGAAUGUCGUACAAGGUUCAUACAGCACAUGUAAGCUGUGACCUCAUUUGACAUGGUUGUAUUACAAAAGCCACUGAAAAAACCCCACAGAAAAGCGUUCUGUGUCAAACUCUUCACAGUACCAUUGUUUCCUUUAUAUUACUUGUGAAAGCUGGCUUUGUUUUGAAUAAAUAUAGGUUUGUAGAGUCUGGUCAGUUUAUGGGAAUUCUUUAUUCCUGGAGCCAAUACAAUGCCGUGCACAUUUAAACUAUUUAUGUAUUGAACUUUUUUGUUUUGAUACUUUAUUCGAAAAGUAAAAAAAAAAAAUAUAUAUAUAUAUAUAUAAUUUUUUUUUUUAUUUUUUUUUUAAGUAAUUUUUUUUUGGGUAAAAUAUGUUCAAAAAAAUAAAACCACUAAAAUAUUCAUUUGCAUAAAUGGUCAACCCCUCUCCUCUGGAAACUUCAAGUGUACAUAGCUAAAAAAAAAAGUCUUAGUGGCAUUGCAGUUAUCUACCUGUGAGAUGUUUAAAGUAGGAAGCAUUUUUAUUUAAAGCAGCUCUGUCACCUUUCGAUGGUGACUUCCUGCUUGGUGACUGGUAGCCUCGGGGUGCUGAGGAACGUGAGUUUUGCUUACCUGAACCUGUCCCUCGCAUUAGCAUCCGAUGGGUCCUAUUCAGCUUGGUGCUUCAUCUGCCAGCAUGCUAGACAGUACACUACGCAGGUCUAUGGAGGAUUCUGAAAGACUGCAGACCCUUCAUAGAUAUUGUCUCGUAAUGAGGAAAACAAUACCUUAUUCUCCCAGCCGUUGCUAGUGGGGAAGUGACAAAAAACUGACAAAUGUAGCUGUGCCUUUUGUCAAGUGGAGGAAAAAUACACAAGUCAAAGUAGUCACAACUUUACUUUAUGAAUUUUGAAGAAAUAGAUUUAAAAAAAUAAAAUAAAAUGGAGUAAGGAAUAGAAGAGGAACAGAGUAAAGUAUAGAUUGACAUAGCUGCUUAAAGUAUAAAUCCCAGUCUGGAUAAGAAUCAUUGGCCUGGUGCAGAUCUGAAGGAAAUCUUUUCCUAUUAUGAAAGAGCAUUUUUAGGUAGUAAAAGGUUGAGAACUUGGACUACAUCAGUCAGGAAAAUGGUGUAAACUGAUAUCAAAGUGUUUAGAUAUUAAUUAUCUGGAAGUAGACCAAGAACCUGCACCAAACAAUGAAGAUUUUGAGAUAAGCCAGUAAGAGGCAAGCUGUUGCUUUAAAGGCGUUGCAGCACUAAAAUGUACACAAGCUAAAAAGGGCUUGUCAAAUUUACCUGUGUGGGAAGGUAGCAAGAAAAAACUUAGUUUGGCUCUGAUAUGUACUCUUACAAUAGAUGAAUUUGAAAUACAAUUAUUGUCUGUGCAUUUGUGUCAAGUACCAUUUGGGCAGAUAUAUAUAUUAUAAAAUUUGCAGGCAGCCUGAAUACCUUUGCAAGGAACUGUAUAUUUGGAUCUGUGUCUGCAAUAGAAUUGGUUUGGGAGUAGCAGGCACCCUGUUUUCCUGAGGCACUCUGCCUUUGGCAUUAGUACAAAAAUGCUUCCAGUCUCCCUGUGUGAAAGUAAAGGUCACAUAAUUGAUAAGAGUGAAACUAGACUAUUCAUAACAAAUAGCAAAACCCUUUUCCUUAUGUUGUCAAUAGAAUAUUUUACAUGCUAAGUAUGUUUUCAGAGCUGACAGAAGGGUGAUAAAACUUGCUAUAACACAACUUAUUACAUACUAGUUUUAUAUUUUCUUUUUUUUUUCUUCUCUGAAAGCAGAGUUUAGGAAUAAAGUUAAUGUUAAGGUGUAUUCUUUCUUUAACAAUUGAAUUUCUGCUAAAAAUAAAACUGAAUUAAGUGGUUCUCUCUAAUACAUCGCUUUUUCAUAGACUUUUUACAGAUGUUUCCAAAAUAGUUUAUCUCUCUGUGAGGGCACUUUUGGAGGGAGCAAGUCAUUCCACUGAAAUCAUUAAUAUGAGAUUUAAAAUGGGGUUUCUGAGAACCGUGAGGAGAAUAAUAAUAAACAAAAAAAAUAGAACAAAUGCUGUGAAAACAGUAAACACCUGUAUGCUACAAUUUAGUUCCAUUUAAAGGUUGUACUUAAGGUAAUUUUUAAUCAGUAUUGUAAUUAUGUAUUUUUGUUUUGUCUAAGAAUCCAUCCCUCAAGGGAAUCUUUCAUUGGUCCGGAAAUGAACAAAUGACUAAAUAUGAGAUAGCGUGUGCUAUGGCUGAUGCCUUCAACCUUCCCAGCAGCCAUCUGAGACCAGUAAGUGAACUCAUAUAACAAGAAAAUGGAGCAUUGUUUGUCUUACAGCAUUAUAAAUGAACAGUUGAUUGAUUUGAAAGGUUAAAAAUCUGUUUGGGCAAUAUGUUGUUCUGGAAGAAAUUACUUUUUAAUUGUAUUUCUACUUCCCUCCAGCAUAUCACACAUGAUUUAUUACUCUUCUGGUCUAGAAAUAGAAAAUGUUGUUCGUUAUUUUUUUUUUGUUUGUUUGUUUUUUUGAUUUAAUAUAAGGAGCUGUGCUUCCAAUAUCGCUAGCUCGACAUUAUUCUAGAUCGUUCGUUCAGUUCUUCAGUACAAUAAAAAACUGCUUAAAAGACUGCUUAAAAUGUUUUAUCAUAAAUCUAGGUAGUGAAAAGGGGAGUGGAUAACCAUGUAUUGGGGUGAUAGGAGUACCAUAUUUUUCUCUGUUGUAUUGGUAUUUGUCCUUUUAACAAGUUUUUUUUAUAUAUAUUCUUUAUUAAGGUUUGAUAUGUAUAUACAUUUUUUACAUUGUUACAUUAAAUAUUUUAACAGCAGUCAUACUCCAUACAUCAUUCAUUCUGGCGUGAGGAAAAAGGGUGGUGGAUCAGGGAUUAACACUUAAAUUCCUGUUAGUCAUAUAGUUCACAAUUUACUGGUCUUGGUUAAGUUUCUAGUUCUUAUUAAGUUCAAAAAAGGCUUUAUUCAAACAUAAACAUUUCAGGGUUUGCCCUGAUCAAUGUACAACAGCAUGAAUCUAUAGAUUGAACAAGCAAACAAGAUAUAACGGACGCGCAGGUCCCAUCGUAGAAUGUGUGAACAUCACUCGAACAAUGUUACGUAUUAUACAUAUAUGGUAUUUGAUCGUGGUUAACACGUUCGGGUAUUCAUAUGGGUGACCGGUUUGCAGCUCGAGUAGAGGAAUACUCGUAUGUUUGUACUUUGUGUCUGCCUUUUGUGUUCCUUUAAUAUUUCCUUAUCACCCCUGGGCCUCGUUCUCUUUGGGAUGGUAAAGGCUAUUGGUCCGGCGUUAUUGGUCAGUUGCCGUUCAUGAGUGUGCCUUAUUCGUGUUGUGUGAUCUCAUUGUAGAGGUGUUUGCUUCCAUUUUGAUAUGUGAGUGUGAGUGAGUGACACAGCUGUUAGCAAUCUCGGGUUGAGGAGGGCUGCGUCUGUUAUUCAAUUAGUAUAGAAAACAUUGUUGGAGAAUUUAGAAAGAAGAUGAGUGAAAAAUGAGUGAGAAGUAAGAGAAAGAGAGAGGGGGGAUGGGGAGGAGGAAGCAGGUUGGAGGAGGGAUGGGCAGGGAGGUGUGAAGAGGCGGGGGGUCCCAUCGCCCGUGCCCAUGGUGUUGCACGUAUCGUACCAGAUGUCAGUCCCCAUCCGUGGGGGGGGACGGGGUUCCCUGGGGCUGCGGACGGCUAUUCCUAUCUGUGCUUCGGUCCGCUAUGUAGAGUAGCCAUGGGCGCCACCUCUCCACAUGCUUGUCCUCGAGGCCUAGAAGUGUGGCCUGCAUUGAUUCCGCUCUAUAUAUUUCUUCCACCCGCUCCAUCCAUUGCCUUAUCGUCGGGAUAUUCGUUUGUUUCCAGUAUAGUGGAAUCCGUGCCUUGGCCGCAUUAAUUAGGUGUCUAUGAAUGUUUUUCCUAAAUGCUCCUAUGGGGUCUGGUGUGGAGUGCAGGAGGACCACCUCUGCGUUGAGGUUUUCUUCCGUCCCUGUGAUUUCCCCUAUUUUCUGUAGAACUUCGUCCCAGUAUGGCUUAAUGAGUGAGCAUUCCCACGUUCAUCCCCACAUCUCCAGCAUGUGUCAGGUAUAUUCAGGAAGAUCCUGUGUAGACUGUCAGGCGUUCUGUACCAGAAUGAAAGGAGUUUAUAGUUUGUUUCUUGAUAUUGGGAGCUCGAUGAGCAUUUAUGGUGUAAUAUGAGGAUCUUAUCCCAUUGGGACGUGGUGAAGGAUGUAUUCAGCAUGCGUUCCCAGCGCCUGCGGAAUUGGUCGUUGUUAGUGAGGUGCCCCACUAGCAUGUGCUGAUACAAUAGGGAUAUUGCCUUAUCUAGGGUAGUCUUGCGGUCGCAGAGCGUUUUGAACCAGGUUAAGUCCCUAUGUAGCUUUUCCUUGUCCAGAAGUGUGCGAUAGUAUGAUCUGAGUUGUACAUAGCGGAAGGUUUGUAGGCUGGUGGGUUGGUUGCCUUCCAGUAGGUCCCUCAGGGGGGUCAUGUCUGUGUUGGUUAACACCUUAUGUAUGGGGAAUGAUUCCCCCUCUCCCAGGAAGGACCAUGCCGCCUGCGGUAGCCCUCCUCCUAUCUCAGGAUUGUACUGUAUCUGGGUCAUCGGGCUUGGUGUUUGAGAAACGUGAGGAGCUCUUCUGAUAGUAUCCCACGCUUUCAGUGUCUGCACAAUGGUAGAGAUUGGUUCCAAAAUCAUCCGUGGCAUCCUCUUCGUAUUCCACACUGAUGUCAGAAAGGAGGGGCCUAUAUGUUGUUUGUCCAAUUCGAUCCAUUGUUUAUGCUCCGGUUGAGUAUGCCACUCCAGUACGCGUUGUAGUACUGUCGCAUGGUGGUAUUUGCGGAGGUCGGGGAGCGCCAGUCCCCUCCACGCUCAAGGUAAGCAGAGGACGUCCUGUCGGAGUCUUGCCUGUUUCCCACUCCAAACGAACUUCACCAUCGUGGAACGGAGUGACGCGAAAUAUGCCGUCGGUAGGGCUUGCGGAAUCGUCUGAUAUAAAUAUAAUAGCCGUGGUAGGAUAUUCAUCUUGAGAAUUGCGAGUUUCUAGUUCUUAUUAAUAUAGGAAGAUACAGGUAGAAAACGGAUCAGCGCUGUGUGAUGUGAUCAAGGGGAAAGCUGCAGCCUAUAGGUAUGAGGUUCCCUCUGAAGUCCUCAAAAGAGAAAUGACAAAAACAAGAAUAAUAGGUUGCGCUACAUAAAUAUCAAAUGAAAAAGGGAUAAAUAUGGCAAACACUUUAAAACAUAAAAGAGGAAAAAUAUGUAAAAAGAAAAGGGGAUUUAAUAAAUAUAUAUAACAAAUAUAUAUAUAAAAAAAGAUAGUCCAAAUUCUUGAUAUACUUUAAAAAGUUCAAAUAAGUGGAUGAUAGUGACAGUACUUGGUAUAUUUUUCUUUCAGGUUCCGGUAAGUAUUUGGGAGUAGAAAGUCCAAUAAGAGACUGAAUCUUCUAAUCUUUAGAGGAGUCUUGAUUCAGAGGUGAACAUGGAAAAUAUAAGCAACAAAGAUGAUCCAAUAGUGUAGACUUUCUGUGAUAAAUAAUAAUAAUAGGUAGGUAGUACACUCACCUAUCUUAGAGCAUGAACUUGCUCUAGUAUGUUGGGCGUUCAGUGGCGUUUAUCCCCCACUGGUAGGAUAUAGGUGAAGGUAAUUCCUCGGUAAUAAAAAGGAGAUAAAAGCAGAAUAUAGUGCUCACUGAAUCAAAAUGAAAUAAAAUGAAAUAAGGGAAUAAAAAUACUCACAUUCGAAUGAGCAGGAUAAACUGCUCAGUAUAUCCGCAUAGGUGGUACAAUCCCCACCAAGGAUUCUUGGUCGUGAGUAGAUUCCAAGUUGGUGAAUGACCAGGUGACAGGAAAUAUUUUUAAAAAAAUAUUUUUUUUUUAAAAUAAGAUAAAAAGGUAUAUGGCAAAAUUGUUGUAAAAGAGCCACUAUUCCUUUAUUAGUACAAUAAAAAAUAUAUAAAAUAGCCAAAACGCGUUUCGCCACACAGGGCUUUAUCAACUGGCAAUAAUAAAAAUCAGCCUGAUACAUAGAUACUUUUAUAAACUAUGAUAAAACAUGCUUAUUCAAAUUUUGGCGCCAAAAUGACGUCACCUAUAUCCUACCAGUGGGGGAUAAACGCCACUGAACGCCCAACAUACUAGAGCAAGUUCAUGCUCUAAGAUAGGUGAGUGUACUACCUACCUAUUAUUAUUUAUCACAGACAGUCUACACUAUUGGAUCGUCUUUGUUGCUUAUAUUUUCCAUGUUCACCUCUGAAUCAAGACUCCUCUAAAGAUUAGAAGAUUCAGUCUCUUAUUGGACUUUCUACUCCCAAAUACUUACCGGAACCUGAAAGAAAAAUGUACCAAGUACUGUCACUAUCAUCCACUUAUUUGAACUUUUUAAAGUAUAUCAAGAAUUUGGACUAUCUUUUUUUAUAUAUAUAUUUGUUAUAUAUAUUUAUUAAAUCCCCUUUUCUUUUUACAUAUUUUUCCUCUUUUAUGUUUUAAAGUGUUUGCCAUAUUUAUCCCUUUUUCAUUUGAUAUUUAUGUAGCGCAACCUAUUAUUCUUGUUUUUUUUAAUAUAGGAAGAUGUUUGCCAUUCAUCCCGUAUUUUUUUUUUUAAAUAAGAUUGAUGGGUUACUGGGGUUACUGUUUGAUGAACAACCAUUCUCCAUUGCACACUGGUAAUUUAUUUGGUUUGUUAUUUCAUACCAACCGUGCUGCCCUUGCUUUUUCCAGUUUCUCACUAUGCAUAUUUUUACUGCCAGCAUAAUAUGGAUCUGUAACAGAUCACCUGGCACCCCGACUGGGUACCUCCGUUGAAGGAUGCUCCUAGCGCUUCCUGAGGACUCCAAGCACUGCAGCCGACACCAUAAGCACCGUAGACUCCUUUGGAGAGCAAAACAGGAACAAGCUCUUACAAGAGCUUAGUAGUGAUAUAGCAAGGGAGUAUGACUAGCAUAGCAAUCCCUUGUAGCAGAUUCCCCCAAUAAGAGACGGCACUCCAAAUUGAGGGUGAAGUAGAACUGUCUAAAACUUUAUUUUACUUGGGACUAGCCCAUAUGGUCAUUACAUUAACAUUGCUGUGAAAACUCAAUAAUAUUACAAACAGUCAAAUCCUAGCGGGCAACAUACAGUGACUUAUUAUAACAUAAUUACAUAUUUAUAAAUGGGUGGGGAAGACCAUAAUUAACACAAAAUGUCUCUCCUGCAUAUAGAAUUUGCGAUAUGCAAAUCUACCCGAAUAUGCAAAUUACCAGUCUUGCUAUUCAGGUAGUGCAUAUUACGGUUGCUACCAACAGAGGGCACUACACAAGCCCCAUAGCCAAAUCCACCUAGUUGGUAGCAAUCCUCAGCAGUAUAGGAGAGCGGGCAAUACAUCCCAGGGGCCAUAGUCACAUGGCAGGAGGCUGGCAAUCAGUCUUCUCCAAUGCCCAGUGGCGAGGCUGGUUCCGCCACAGGAUCGUUAAAGGAAUACUCGUUUUCCUGGCACGAUAGGGUCUCUAGGUCCCCCCACCCUCAUGGCCCCUCUCCCGCUGGUCUCUAUGGGGAGGAGGGAGUUAAAUCUUACCUGUUUCCCCCCCGCCGGGCUCCCUUGGCACAGGGAACUCUCCUCCUUUUCGCCGUCAUCGGCUGAAUGUGCAUGCGCGGCAAGAGCCACGCGCGGAUUCAUCCAGUCCAUAGGAAAGCAUUCUCAAUGCUUUCCUAUGGACGCUGGCGUCUUCUCACUGUGAAAAUCACAGUCGGAAGCACCUCUAGCGGCUGUCAAUGAGACAGCCACUAGAGGCUGGAUUAACCCAUAGGUAAACAUAGCAGUUUCUCUGAAACUGCUAUGUUUACAGCAGAAAGGAUUAAUCCUAGAUGGACCUGGCACCCAGACCACUUCAUUAACUGAAGUGGUCUGGGUGCCUAUAGUGGUCCUUUAAGUUAAUUUGGGGAAAGUCCAAAUGGAGAAGAAGCUGUGGAGUCAAAAAAAUCUCUUUCCCCAAGAUUUCAAAGAGAAGUCUUUAGGUUACUUUUCAAGGUAUCUAACCCGGAACACUCCCACCAAAUAUGGAUCAUUAUUGCAUCUCCAGCAUUGGUCAGAAUGGUCACUAUAUAUUUUAUGUAAUUUUGUUGGAACCAUGUACCACCUAUAUUAAACUUUAAAAUACAACGCAAUCAAACUUACUCAGUGUGUACUCUGUUUGACCCAUUUGAUACUUUUACAAGUCUGUUUCUCAAAGUUUUUUUUUUGUUUUUUUUCAAAUCUAGUUCCCAUUUCAGUAUUGGAGACUCUUUUUUUAACAAAGAUACUAAGAAAUUUAAGUGAGCGGGAUAUUCUUUUGAGGAUUAUGGUUCUCUAAGAAAUCAGUGGUGUUAUUUUGAUGUAAAAUUUGUUUAGUAGAUAGGUAAUUUGUUUUACUCUCAAGUAUGUAAACACUUCACCUGAAGUGAGAGAAUAAGUAGGCUGGAAAGCAAUUAAGCUACCAUAAGAAUAGAUAUUCGAAAACUAACUAAUCCCACAUCUUCUCCAGCUACUCAGAUACAGAUCUCUUGCAUUAAUUUCCAGUAAUUCUAAUGGAGAAGAUAGCGUAAUUCCAUUUAUUUGGUUGUUUUUUCCUUGUGUUUUUAACCAUAAUCACAGUCGCCUUUAUUAGGAUUUUUUGUAAUUUUAUCUAAUGGGCAUCUUUUAUCUAUCCAAAACAAUCAUAAAGAAAAUCAGCUUUGAACUCCUGAAUUUCGAUUCCUUUCCAUAAAUUGGUGGUGGUAUUUUUAUCCCAGGCUAAAUAAUGAGAUCACAUACAGGCUUCAUGUAACACAUAUUACAUCUCGAAAUCCCAAGCCUCCAUUUCUCCCUGAUUUCUUUAUAUAAAAAAAAAAUUAAAAAAUUCUGGAUUUCUUGUUUGCCCAUAUAAACUUUUAGAUAGCAACUUGAAAACCGUUCAAGGUUUUGUAACUGACUGAGUGGGAUCAUUCUAAAUAGAUCCAUUAUAUUUUGAAGCAAAUAGGCUUCAGUUGAUUCUAUUCUACCCAACCAAUAUAGUUCGACCCUACUCCAUCUGAACUAUGUUCUAAAGUCUUCUGAGUGCCUUAGAUAGUUACAUAGUUACAUAUCUGAAAAGAGACUUGCGUCCAUCAAGUUCAGCCUUCCUCGCAUAUGUUGUUGCUGUUGAUCCAAAAGAAGGCAAAAAACCUGGUCUGAAGCGCUUCCAAUUUUGCCACAAACUAGGAAAAAAUUCCUUCUUGACCCCAAAAUAGCAGUCAGAUGUCUCCUUGGAUCAAGCAGCUAUUACCCCACUAAUUAGAAAUUAUAUCCCUGUAUGUUAUGUUUUUAAGUAUUUAUCCAAUUUCAGUUUAAACAUCUGUAUGGACUCUGACAAAACCACCUCUUCAGGCAGAGAAUUCCAUAUCCUUAUUGUUCUUACUGUAAAAAAACUUUUCUUUGCCUUAGAUGAAAUCUCCUUUCUUCCAGCCUAAAUGUGUGACCUUGUGUCCUAUGUAUAACCCUGUUUAUGAAUAGAUUUCCAGAUAAAGGUUUGUACUGGCCCCGAAUAUAUUUGUAUAAAGUUAUCAUAUCCCCUCUCAGGCGCCGUUUUUCCAAACUAAACAGAUUAAAUUUUUUUAACCUUUAUUUAAUCUUCAUAACUAAAAUUCUCCAUUCCUUUUAUCAAUUUUGUAGCUCGUCUCUGGACCCUCUGUGCCAUGAUAUCCUUCUUUAGAACAGGCGCCCAAAAUUUAUAAAGAGGCAAAAUUAUAUUUUCAUCCCGAGAAUUUAUGCCCCUAUUUAUACAUGACAAAAUCUUACUGGCCUUAACAACUGCAGAUUGACAUUGCAUAUUGCUGCCUAAUUUGUUGUCUAUAACCAUUCACAAAUCCUUUUCGUGUGUGGUUAUCCCUAAUUCACUACCAUUUAGUGUGUAAGUUGCUUGUGCAUUCUUAACCCCAAAGUGCAUAACUUUGCAUUUCUCUAUGUUAAAUUUCAUCUGCCAUUUUAGUGCCCAGUUCCCCAAUCUAUCCAAAUCUCUCUGCAGCAAAGCAAUAUCCUGCUCACAUUUUAUUACUUUACAAAGUUUUGUGUCAUCUGCAAACACUGAUACAUGGCUUUCAAUGCCUCUUUCAAGAUCAUUUAUAAAUAUGUUAAAUAGAAGUGGUCCCAAAACAGAACCCUGAGGGACACCACUUACCACUUUUGUCCAGCCUGAAAAUUUACCAUUAAUUACAACUCGUUGUACUCUAUCCUUAAGCCAAUGUUUUACUCAAGAACAAGAAUAUUCAUCUAGACCAAUUUCUUUUAGUUUGAAGACUAACCUAUUGUGAGGAACCGUAUCAAAUGCCUUGGCAAAAUCCAAGUAGAUUACAUCCACUGCAACACCCCGAUCUAUACUUCUACUUACUUCUUCGUUGAAUGUAAUUAGGUUAGUUUGACAUGACCUAUGUUUCAUAAAACCAUGCUGAUUAUUGCUUAUAACAAAGUUCUUCCCAAUGAAUUCCUGAAUAUUAUCCCUUAAUAGCCCUUCAGAUAUUUUCCCAGUUACAGAGGUUAAGCUCACAGGUCUAUAAUUUCCAGGCAAGGAUUUUGAACCCUUUCUAAAUAUAGGAACAACAUCUGCCUUCCUCCAAUCCUCCGGUACAACACCUGAAACAAAAGAAUCUUGAAAAAUUAAAUACAGAGGUUUACUUAUUUCCCCACUUAGCUUCUUAAGUACUCGUGGGUGAAUACCGUCAGGCCCCAGAGCUUUAUUUACAUUAAUUUUCUUUAAUAGCUGUAGCACCUUGUCUUGAGUUAUCCAAUCACAAGUUUUUUUGCAGCAAUCAUUUGCAUAUCUCUUGCCAUAGGAUCCUCAUUAAUAUAUACUGAAGAAAAAUCGUUAUUUAAAAUUUCUGCUUUUUCCUGGUUUUAAUUAGCUAAUAAACCCAACUCUGUUUCAAGUGUAUCCAGCAUGUUGUAGAAAGGGUCAGAGUCACAGAGGACGACAUUAACAGUAUCCAAGAUAUAAUGGGGCACAUAUAGGCCUCCAAACAUAUUCACCUGAACUAGCCUGACUCACACAUACUUGUGCUCAUACACGCACCGUAACCCCAAGAUAGAACUAACGAGCACUCUCACACCCAUACACUUGGAGUAUCCCAGGGAAUAACACAAGAACUAUCACACUUGCCACAACCACACCUUCUCCGGGGUUUGUAAUCAUACCUGUCUGUUAUGAAUAAUAGUGCUGACAACCUUCAAGUUCAUGCUUUCUUAUGCUGACUGUCAAGUUAUAUGCAAAACAAAAUGUUAUAUUAUUGUACCACUAGGUUUGAAGCACGAAAAAUAAUUUAAAAAAUUAUAUAUAUAUAUAUUAUUAAUAUUCAUGUUUCUGAUAAUUUCCCCCCUCCCCUCCCCCCCGAUUUAAACACUUUUUGCUCGCUUUUCAUCAAUUGCAGAGCAGGUUCCCUGCUGCAGUCCCUCCUCUUCUGAGAUUUUAGGCACUUGAUGAUGGCUUGCAUUUCUUUUUGCCAAAUACUAUACUCUCAGGAACCCAUUUUUGUCAUUUCUAGACCAGUUAUAGCGCCCGUCAUGAAAUGUUGGAGUUAUAUUAAUAAAAACACACGGGAAUUACUGAACACUUGCAAUGGCCCUGUUUAUGCUUAGGGUAUGGCAUAUUGUUGGACCAGCUAUGUACAGAAUCAUUCAGAAGUGCCUCCUAUUAAAGGUUAUAAAUUUAAAAAAAAACUUGGUUCAUAAAUCCAUUCAAAAUGUGCUUUUUAAAGUUAGUUAUAAAAUUAUUUAAAAUCAUUUUUAUUCAUUAAAGAUCAAUGUAAUAGAGAAUUUGUGUCUUGUGUCCAUUUAUUGUAAAGUUAUGCAUAAAUAGCUGUAUUGAUUUUUAUCAUUAUUUCAGAUUACAGAUGAACCUGUGGGAGAAACUCCUCGACCACGCAACCCACAACUCAACUGCUCCAAGUUGGAACAACUUGGCAUCGGACAGCGCACACCAUUUAGGGUUGGCAUCAGGGAGUCUCUUUGGCCAUUUUUAGUGGACAAGCAAUGGCGGCAAACAGUCUUCCAUUAGAUAUAUAUUGUUUCUUCAAGUGAAAGAUUUCUACUAUUUUUUUUUUCCUUUUCCUAAAGAAAAUUUAGUUUUAUAUGUGUAUCCAAAACCAGUGCAGAGUUGCUAAUGGUUACAUAUUGGAAAUUUAAAUGUCGGAUAAUGUUGUAUUAUGUCAAAACUCUGCUAGUCAUUAUUUUGUUUUAGUUUAUGCAUACAAACACAGCCAGUUCAGAAAAGGUGUUUUUUUUUAUUUUUUUUUAUUUUUUUUAAACCCAGUUUUGAAAAUGUCACUGGUAAUUCCUUUGUCACUUAAAGCUAUACAAAACUUUAGCUGCACUGUAUACUAAAAUGGUACUUUAUUUCUGAAGGCAGUAUAAGAAAUUAGAUGCUGUUAAGAUCCACAUAUAUCAAUUAGUGUCACGUUAACAUGAUUUGUCUUUAACACAUAUGUUGUAUGCCUAUGUUAAAGGGAUAGUAAAGUCUGGGUUUUAGUUUUUAAAAACUAUAGACAACUCUUUAAACUUGCAGAUUUUUGAGGCUGUCACUAUUUCAUAAAGGGAGAACUGUCAACUGUUCUCUGUUUGCAUGCUUUCACAAUUAAGGAAAACAGAUUGCUCUACAAAUCUCGUGAACAUUUAGAACUCACAGACUUGUGCUAAUUUUCAGAUUUUGCUCAAAUUAAGUUAACUUUUAAAAGGUAAAAGUAAGUACACAUUGGUAUUAAUAUAGUCAUUGAACAGGCUUUGCUAUCCUUUUAAAGUGUUUCACUUUAUAUGGAUGCAAUCUUUUAGGCCAAAACAAAACAAAAACACAAAACUGUUAGUAAUUCCAUAUUUUGAAAAGUAAAUUGAGAUGGCACUGCAUGCAUAUAUGAUAUGAUAAUUUUUUCCUAUUUUUUUUUUUUUUUUCUCUUCUUGAACAAGAUAUAUAGUUU
Messenger RNA from Pelobates cultripes (western spadefoot toad), 65442 nucleotides. Lineage: Eukaryota; Metazoa; Chordata; Amphibia; Anura; Pelobatidae. The record is from the annotation of a GenBank genome assembly.